AUGGCGACAGCUUACCUGGACCCCAACCUCAACCACGCCCUGGCUGGGGGGGCCAAGUCGCGCCUCAGCGCGGGCACGGCCACGGCCACGGAGCGGGCUCCCGGGGCUCCUGACAGGGUCCUGAAGGUCUUCCAUCACUUCGAGAGCAAUAGCGAGCAUAGCACAUGGGCCAGCAACAUCCGCCAUGGGGACGCCACCGAUGUCAGGGUAAGACAGAGGGCAAAUGUAUGGCAACAGGGGUCUCACACACACAGUAGUUUUGCACAGUAUACCGAAACUUUAGGACUCUAAAAGUUUUUGUUACAUUCGGUACUUCUGUCAAAUGUGGCUCAUGUGAUUGAGAGGAUUGAUCAGGGCCCGGUUUCCCAAAAGCAUCUUAAGGUUAAGUUCAUCGUUAGAACCUUUGUAGGAGCAUCAAUAAGUCCCCGAGCUAUUUCCCAAAACCAUAGUUAUUAACGUUGCACUUGAAAACUCUCGCAAUCAAACGCCUGCGUCACAGCACUCGUAGAACAGCUAAGUGUGUGGUUAGAGGCUUUUUGCCCUCCGCUUUAUACACAGAAGAUCUCCUAAACAUAGAUUCACAUGGUUUAUCUGUAUCUCUGUGACCACUGAUAACUUCAGAACAAAGUUGACUACAAAUACAAAGUGCCAUUGUCUUUGCAAUUAAUACAAGCAAGCAACGUAUAAAAAGAUGCUUCAAAUGAAAACCGAGAUGACAGCAUUUUUUACCCCUUUUUCUCCACAAUUUCGUGAUAUCCAAUUGGUAGUUACAAUCUUGUCCCAUUGCUAGCUACUGUGGUAUCUAUAUUUUUAUCCUGUCUUGAAUGAAAAGGUCAUAUUUUGCAAUCUCCAAAAUAAAUCAGAUCUCUGAGAAUUGGCUCUCCUCCAUCUUGUCUUGCGUUGUGAAACCCUAUCCUAUGCUUAUCCUAUGCUCUCAGUCCAGUAAACAGGGCAUAAAGGCUUCCCCACGCUUCUGUUCGGCACAUGAACAGCUGAAAAAAAACUUUGCCGAAGGCCAAAACGAACAAUAACGUCACAAAAUGUCAUCAUAAUAUAUGCACAAACUGUUUCAUAUGGGAACCAUGCGGAUGCCUUAAGUUCCAUCGCUAUCGGGAAACCGGGCCCAAGUCUGUAUGCAACACGGCAUGUAGAAAUGUUGAAACUGUUCAUUCCUAUUCACAAAACAAUGUCCAUACAGACUAGAACACUUUCACAAUGCAAGACGAAACCGGUAGCUUCCAGCUUUAAUUGUAGGCUAACUUUCCUUGCUAGCUUAGAGCUGAAUUCACUACAAUAGCACUUUGUUUGUGAUAAUACGCCAACCAUAACGCAAAAUAUGCUAAUUACAAAGCUGACUGGCACUAAAAACUGUAUUAGGUCACUUCGUGUCCCUCGCCACCAAAAACUCAUUCACUUCUUCAUCUUCCUUUGCUUCCAGUCUGGUUUCCACUAGAUUCCACAGCCACAUUCUGCCUUGCAAAAUAAUCAUUAUUUUCUUAAAGAGACAGUGCACACUUUUCGAAAAUAAGUGAUUUCUUCUUCUAUGCAAAUGUUGUUAAUCAGUACAAUAAAAUAUGUUCUCUUUAAUACAGAUUUACCAUUCAACUAAAUGUUGUUUUGUAGUUAGAUUGGUAAAAACAAAGUCAAAUUGAUUGUAUCAUUGAUCAAUUAAUGCCUACAUGGCUGUCUCAAAAUAAUUGACAUAAAAAUGUUCAAAUGUAAUGAUAUCGAACUCAAAGAUGCCCAACGAUUGAACAGAGCAGUAGCUUAUCUGUCUGGAUCAAGUGCCAUUCUGUGACUUUGGCUAAUAUGCCUUCUCGUUUUUUUGUGGUAUCGUUUUGGUAUUGAGUAUCGCGAUGGUAUCGAGUAUCGUGACACUAAACCUGGUAUCGGUAUUGAAAUAAAAAUUCUGGUAUCGUGACCACACACACACACACAUUAGUUGACACUAAUCACAGGUCUGGAAACAGAUUGUCGCACACCCAAUCCUAACCUUAACCAUUAGAGGGGUAGAACAGCAUCUGACCCUGUAUCAGAGCUAGAGCCAAUCAGUGUACAGGUUUUACUUCAAAUACCUGUCAUACAGUCAUGAAGAGGUGAUAUAGACUCUGUCUGUUUCUCUGCUGUGCUGAAGGAGCAUGAGUCAUUGACUGGAUGCAGUCGUUUGGCUGUUAGAGCCCAGUGUAUAGCUGCUGCUGUACAGACACUAUUGAUUGAUGUUGCACGUCAGAGCAGUGAUUCAGCAGUGUAGUUGUUGGUUUGUCAAUUGCUAUAUGUUACUGAAAGUUCAGAGUGCAAUCCCUCAUUGCUUUUCAAAUUGGAAUACCAUAGUGUGAUUGUUUUGUGGUUACCCUUCAACUGUCUAACUGCACUCCAACUCCCUUCACUGAGAGAGAGGUAUGUGUGGCUCCAUCAGUUCAUGUUGCGGAUUCUCUUUUAAAGCUGCAAUAUGUAACUUUUUGGGCGACCUGACCAAAAUCACUUAGAAAUGUGAGUUAUAGAUCUGUCAAUCUCAUUGAAAACAAGUCUAAGAAGUUGUACAGUAUCUCACAAAAGUGAGUACACCCCUCACAUUUUUUUAAAUAUUUGAGUAUAUCUUUUCAUGUGACAACACUGAAGAAAUGACACUUUGCUACAAUGUAAAGUAGUGAGUGUACAGCUUGUAUAACAGUGUAAAUUUGCUGUCCCCUCAACAUAACUCAACAGACAGCCAUUAAUGUCUAAACCGCUGGCAACAAAAGUGAGUACACGCCUAAGUGAAAAUGUCCAAAUUGGGCCCAAUUAACUAUCAUAAUGUUUUAAACCAGGAAAUGGCAGAGCCAUUUCUGCAUAUUGCACCUUUAACUGACGUUGCAGCGCCUUAGCUCUGUGGUCUUCAGCGGCAGUUAGCCUAGGUCUCACCUGAAGCCUCAAAGUUGGCUAAUUACAGAAAACCAUUCAGAAAGGGUUUAUAGGACACACAUUUAAAGGCAUGUGUGAAUUAUGACACCAUAAGACCAGCAUUGUCUCUCCUCAGGUAGAUGAACUGAGAGAGGCUAGCAAGAAACUAGCCCGGUCCCUGGUCAUUGUCACGCAUCCCAUAUAGGGUUGGCAAAACAGCACAAACCAAUCUGAGACCAGUCUAAGCAAACACAGGUCUGCAGAAAUACAUUUUGCUACAUUCUCCCUGCCCUCACUGACACGGACAGUGGUCUCAGUUAUAGUGGUGUGAAACUGUGAAUUGAUUCCUGGCACAUAACAUCCUGACUCCUAGAUCUCCUAUUUUCUGUAGAAAGGAAACCAUUGAGACAUAGUACAUGGGCUGCAUCCCAAAUGGCACCCUAUUCCCUAUAUAGUGCACUACUUUUGUCCAGAGCCCUAUGGAGCAGCGCAGUCAGCAGAUGCCUGUAUUGAUUUGUAGGGCUGGAUGAGGUAUUGGAUCCACAUCCGCUUCCUGGUUCCAUCCCAGAAUAAACAUCAUGUUCCUAUCUCCUGAGUUGCUCCCCAAGGACCCCUCAUCCCAUCACACACACAUAUCCUGUACAUACUGCAUCAAUAGCACUCUGCCUGCCCAGUUAUAGGAUGCAUCCCAAAUGGCACCCUAUUCCCUACACAGUGCAGUGCUAUGGUCAAAUGUAGUGCACUAUAUAGGGAUUCCAGAUAUCCUGUUCAUUCACAAAGCUCAUAUAGGACAAAUAGUAUCAAUAAUAACACCAUAGAAUUACAUGUAAUUUAAUCUACCUAGUGCCUACUAGUCAUCUGUAUUCAGUCUGUGUAGUUCAUUUACUGUGUACUCAAUCUGGCCUCAGAGCAUUUCGUAUUAUUCUGUAAGUAAAUCCGUUACGUUUUGUAUGGUAUGUAUUAAUUUGUGAAUGUCCAUCACCCAUUUCGUAUUAUAUGUUACAAAUUACAAUUCAUAUUAUAUGUUAUUUCCAAUAUGUUACGGAUUUGCAAAAUGUAAAAUAUGUUACGAAUCUGCAAACCGUAUGAUAUGUUACGAUUUCUAGCUGGCUAAUGUUAGCUAGGGGUUAGGGUUAAGUUUAGGAGUUAGGUUAAAGGGUUAAGGUUAGUGGGAGGGUUAGCUAACAUGCUAAGUAGAUGCAAAGUAGCUAAAAAGUAGUAAGUCGUUGAAAAGUUUCUAAUUAGCUCAAAUGCUAAAGUUGUCCUUGAUGAGAUUUGAAAUCGCAACCUUUGGGUUGCUAGACGUUUGCAAUAUACGCCCACCCAUCCACCGUGACCAACCACCCUCUUUUCAUUUUUUACUUUAAGUAACCAUCUGCUUUAUGUAACCAUACCAAAUGUAACAUAUCAUUCUAAAUGGAGUGAAAAUUAUGUUUUGGUUUACAUACAUAAUAAUACGAAAUGAUCUGAGACCAGGUUUGUGUACUCAAUGCAAUGUCACAACCUUGAUAAGAGGUUCACGGUUUGUUUGCAUUUGAAUUGGUUAAUUUGCAUGUCCAUUGUGCUUUUCUAUUUCCAUUGCAAACACAUGGAAAUGCUGUGGCUUGCAAGAAUCCACAUGACUAUGUGCCAGUGGGAUUUGAUUUAUUCUUUUUGGAUCUUAAAAAUGAGAAAAGGGUAGUAAAAUUAGCUUGUUUGUUUGAGAUAAUCUGUCAUAUCAUCAUAGAUGUGGCUGUCAUCAUGUUUAGCCUAAUGUGGUGUGAUGGGGAAUUUGUCAUGCUCCGUUUGGAUUGCUCUCCCUAGCUGUUCAUGUAAGCAUUCUGAUUCUGUCUCUAUAAUCCGUUAGUUUCUUCGUCUUCGUCUUCAUCUGUUUCCUGCUAAGUGCCAAGGGGAACUCUGCUCUAAAUUAUUAUACAGGACAGAUGUUGGUCGUAUUUAUUAGGGCAUGCAAUGGUUUUAAAACAUUUUGCAACGGAAAAUGAGUGUUCCUUAUUGGACAAGUCCAGGUAGUCUCUCUCCCUGUGCCAGCUGGUUUUCUUUUGUUUGGUGCCUAAUGAAUAGGACCAUGCUUUUCAAGGUUGGCUCUCAAGCUCUAGGUCGAACCUGUCAGUACACUAACCUUAAAAGCAUCACUUGGGAUAUUUAGCCUACGUUUCAGCGACUACCAUUCCAAGUUACUUUCCCCCGAGGUCUGCUGCUGUGCUUUUAGAUCGUAUCAAAACAAUCAUUCAGAUGGCAUGUGACAUUUUAAAGGGUUCGGGUUAAGGCUGUGUAAUAUUGUGCAUCUUGCUUCUCACAAAGGAAGACAUAGUGCCCUACCAUUGCCUUGUUUGCCAUAUCGUGGAACCAGACCUAUUCACUGCAUGCUUUUAAUCACCCUGUAUAUCUCAUACUUUCCCAGCUCUAUGGUACGAGCGGGAGAUGAAUAUGACGUUUGACUGAUGCUAGCCUUCAAGUUGUAGCUGUAGCCUUGCAUUUUGGUAUUUUAGGAGCCCAUGAUUAAUGGCUCCAUUUCUGGGUUCUGGUGGUAUUUCUCCAUACUUCAUUGAAAUUGAGUACAUUUGUAUUCAGUCAAUUCUACCGCCUACAAAACCAUGUCAAGUCAAUCACCAGCAGAUCUUCAGCAAUAUGGUUUUGUUUGCUUCAUAUGGCAAUUACCUUCGACUUAAAUGGGCUUGAAAUGGCAAUUAUUCAUUGGUAUGCAAAUUGUUUUUUUUCUCCUAAUUGGGAAGAUACAUUUUUUCCAUUACUCAGACUCUCUCUCUCUACGAUCCUCCUGGGAACUUCGGCAUCCAGUAUAUUCAGCAUCCAGUAUUGGAUUAUAAGAGAGAGAUUGUAUUACAUUAGAGAUUGUGUUGAGAUAUAAUACUGGAUGGACAGAGAGGGCUCUACCUUUUCUUGCGCUCACUCACAUCAGCCUCUCUUCACAGACAAAACUUUUAGAUUAUGGCUUACACACUGCGAGAUUACACACUUCUGUCUGUGUUGAGCCAUUAUAUUCUUCUUCUACUGAUCCUAUAUAUUCUUCUUCUACUGAUCCUAUAUCUGUACCGAGGGGAAACUUCACCCCGGAGCCCCAACCACCAGCUCAAGAAGCUAACCAAAGCCCAUAUUUAAUCAUUUUAAUGGAGGAUUGGGGAUUUGCGUGCUCCUUAGGAAACAGAGAUAAGAGACUGGCUUUAGCUUAGCCGCCCUUAGCUGGCUGAGUAAUCUUCUGUUAGAGAAGUUUGACAUGAUCAUAUUGCAUUUCCUUUUAUCACCACUCGCCAUUGGACUCUUAAGGAGGGUCUAUCAGCCUGUCUCAUCUCUGCAGGAAGAAUUUUCCUUCAUUGUUAGAGAAAAUAACUAGGUACCGUCAUCAAUUCACAUGAAGCCAUUGUUACUUUAGUAGAUAUAUACCUACAAACCUAAAAUAGUGCUGUACUGUUACAUAUAAUAUAUUUUCUCAGUGCUCUCCUGGUUCCUAGAGCAUUGUUACUGGAACUACCAUGCAGAAUGGAUUCUUGUUUAACUUUCUUUCAACCUUCUAAAGAGCCCAGUUCCUUUAGUCCUUCUCCUUUAGUCCUGGCCGUGGACAGUCUCAAAUAAACUUUUGCCAUUACACAAGCAGAAAGUCAGUCCCAAGGCAGCAUAGAGACCUCCCUAAAUUGGAAAGUACAUUACCUAACAAUGCUGGCUGACAGCUUUGAAUUCCCAGUCCCAAUAGGACUCUAUGCUACUCUGUCCUCUGCUCUCUUCCUCCUCUCCUCUCCUCCUCCUCUCCUUCUUCUCUCCCCUUAGGCAGUGAUCAUGCUCUGUUAUCCUCCACACUGUUGCCACUACAGUAUGCACGCAUACUUACAGUAUGCACGCAUGACUGUAAGUCGCUUUGGAUAAAAUAGCGUCUGCUAAAUGGCAUAUUAUUAUUAUAUUAUUAUUACUUCGCCAUCAGGCUGUAACUGGGGCACAUUGUUGGGCCUACCCUGGGGGAUCCAGCUAGCCAGCCUCUCUCUCUUACCUCAUAAAUACAAUCUUCAUAAAUAUGCAAUGGCUCUUAAGUGUUUGGGCUGGAAUGUCACAUCGGAUCGGCAGUGUGUGAUAGUAUGCACACCAGCCUAGCCAUGCGAGGCCAGAAUAUCUCCAUGCCAGCCAGCCAUAGACUUAACAUGGAGCCCUAGUGUUGUGGGCACUAACGGCAUAAUAUAACAGACGUGAGUGAUCCCUGGCCAGUCAUAGACUACAGUCAUAAGCUAGUCUAUUGGCACUCUAGUUGCCACUUCAUGGCUGACAAGUCGUGAGUGGUCCGUGAGGUCUGUGGGUUUGAUAUUAAACCGGACAGACAGUGAGAGGAUGUCGCAGAGAGAGACAUGGAGGUCCUGACUGAGUGACUGAGUGGCCAUUUGAGUGUCGGAUUGUUCCUGUGGAGCUGGUCAGAUGGGGGAUAAGGGUAUGGGUUGGUGCCCUCCUUGGCCACUCAGCCAACACUAAUAUACACAAUAUUAAUCGCCUCAGACAGGCUACCUGCUGUCACUAGGCAGACUGGCUGCUGCCAUGGCGAUAAGAUAGCAUCGCUCCCACAGACCUCUUAGUAGGAGUCAAUAUCUGGGUUCCACUUUCUGUUUACCGUGUUUUAUUGUCUGUCUCUAGUAAAAAUUAGAGUCUGUUUCUUUUCUAAUGUCUUGCAUUGUGUGGACCUUUUACGUUCAACAUCUUUGCCUUUACAUAACUUCUGUAUGACCUUGUACUAUCAUACCGUGGCUUGUCACUGGUCUCUUAACUCAACUCUCCUGUGUUCCACCUCUACAGGGGAUCAUCCAGAAGAUCUUGGACAUCCACAAGGUGAAAUGCGUUGCGUGCUUCGGUCUGCGCCUCAGCCACUCCCAGUCUGGCCAGGUCCACUGGCUCCACCCUGAUAUGGGCGUGUCCCACGUGAGGGAGAAGUACGAGCAGAACCGCUCCCAGGAGGAGUGGAGGUGAGCAGACUGUGUGUGUGUGUGUCUGUGCGCGCACAUCUGUGCGCGCGUACGUGUAUGAGUGCACCAAUGUGUUUGCCCUGUGUGCAUGUAUCUGUCUGAUAGUGUGUCCGUCUCUUGGUGUGUGUAUUUGUCUGUCUGUCUGACUGUCUCUGUUUGCCCCUGUGUGUGUAAUGGAGAAUGGCAACCAAUGGCCCUUAGACAAUGACAACACGUCUGUCUGCCCUUGUUGUCAUGGAGAUACGUGGCAGUCGGUGGCUCUGCAACAAGAGGGUGGAAUCUACAGAUUCACAGACCCACCUUUUAGUGUGUGUGUGUGUGUUUUUCACUGCCUCAACUGUCACUGACUCGGUAGUAGGUCAUUGUCCAUUAAAAGCUGUUAUGCCAGAUGAGUCACAUCCUUAGCUUCUAGCGUGAGGUAUCGCACAGAUGGCAUUUUAUGCCUUUCUUUCUUCUGCAUCAGACAGUGCUGUGACAGGAAAAUGCUCAUCCAGAGGCAAUGCUCCUAGUGGCCAGGGACUUUAAUGCAAGGAAACUUAAAUCUGUUUUACCUAAUAUCUACCAGCAUGUUAAAUGUGCAACCAGAGGGAAAAAACUCUAGACCACCUUUACUCCACACACAGAGACGCGUACAAAGCUCUCCCUCGCCCUCCAUUUGGCCAAUCUGACCAUAAUUAAAUCCUCCUGAUUCCUGCUUACAAGCAAAAACUAAAGCACGAAGCACCAGUGACUCGGUCAAUAAAAAAGUGGUCAGAUGAAGCACAUGCUAAGCUACAGGACUGUUUUGCUAGCACAGACUGGAAUAUGUUCCGGGAUUCUUCCGAUGGCAUUGAAGAGUACACCACAUCAGUCACUGUCUUCAUCAAUAAGUGCAUCGAUGACGUCAUCCCCACAGUGACUGUACGUACAUACCCCAACCAGAAGCCAUGGAUUACAGGCAACAUCCGCACUGAGCUAAAGGGUAGAGCUGCUGCUUUCAAGGAGCGGGACUCUAACCCGGAAGCUUAUAAGAAAUCCCGCUAUGCCCUCCGAUGAACCAUCAAACAGGCAAAGCGUCAAUACAGGACUAAGAUCGAAUCGUACUACACCGGCGCCGACGCUCGUCGGAUGUGGCAGGGCUUGCAAACUAUUACAGACUACAAAGGGAAGCACAGCUACGAGCUUCCCAGGGACACGAGCCUACCAGACGAGCUAAAUUACUUCUAUGCUCGCUUCGAGGCAAGUAACACUGAAACAUGCAUGAGAGCAUCAGCUGUUCCGGACGACUGUGUGAUCACGCUCCCCGUAGCCGAUGUGAGUAAGACCUUUUUAAACAGGUCAACAUUCACAAGGCCGUAGGGCCAGACAGAUUACCAGGACGUGUACUCAGAGCAUGCACUGACCAACUGGCAAGUGUCUUCACUGACAUUUUCAACCUCUUCCUGUCUGAGUCUGUAAUAUCAACAUGUUUCAAGCAGACCACCAUAGUCCCUGUGCCCAAGAACACUAAGGUAACCUGCCUAAAUGACUACCGACCCGUAGCACUCACGUCUGUAGCCAUGAAGUGCUCUGAAAGGCUGGUCAUGGCUCACAUCAACACCAUUAUCCCAGAAACCCUAGACCCACUCCAAUUUACAUACUGCCCCAACAGAUCCACAGAUGAUGCAAUAUCUAUUGCACUCCACACUGCCCUUUAACACCUGGACAAAAGGAACACCUAUUCAUUGACUACAGCUCAGUGUUCAACACCAUAGGGCCCUCAAAGCUCAUCACCAAGCUAAGGACCCUGGGACUAAACACCUGCAAUUGGAUCCUGGACUUCCUGACGGGCCGCCCGCUGGUGGUAAGGAUAGGUAACAACACAUGCGCCACGCUGAUCCUCAACACAGGGGCCCCUCAGGGGUGCGUGCUCAGUCCCCUCCGGUACUCCCUGUUUACUCAUGACUGCAUGGCCAGGCACGACUCCAACACCAUCAUUAAGUUUGCUGAUGACACAACAGUGGUAGGCCUGAUCACCGACAAUGACGAGACAGCAUAUAGGGAGGAGGUCAGAAACCUGGCUGUGUGGUGCCAGGACAACAACCUCUCCCUCAAUGUGAUCGAGACAAAGGCGAUGAUUGUGGACUACAGGAAAAAGAAGAGGACCGAGCACACCCCCAUUCUCAUCGACAGGGCUGUAGUGGAGCAGGUUGAGGGCUUCAAGUUCCUUAGUCUCCACAUCACCAACAAACGAAACAUGGUCCAAGCACACCAAGACAGUCGUGAAGAGGGCACGACAAAACCUAUUCUCCCUUAGGAGACUGAAAAGAUUUGGCAUGGGUCCUCAGAUCCUCAAAAGGUUCUACAGCUGCACCAUCGAGAGCAUCCUGACUGGUUGCAUCACUGCCUGGUAUGGCUACUGCUCUGCCUCCGACCGCAAGGCACUACAGAGGGUAGUGCGUACGGCCCAGUACAUCACUGGGGCCAAGCUUCCUGCCAUCCAGGACCUCUAUACCAGGCAUACCAGGCGGUGUCAAAGGCCCUAAAAAUUGUCAAAGACUCCAGCCACCAUAGUCAUAGACUGUUCUCUCUGCUACCGCAUGGCAAGCGGUACCGGAGCGCCAAGUCUAGGUCCAAGAGGCUUCUAAACAGCUUCUACCCCCAAGCCAUGACUCCUAAUGAAAUGGCUACCCAGACUAUUUGCAUUGCCCCCCCCCCCCGCUUCUACUCUCUGUUUAUUAUCUAUGCAUAGUCACUUAAAUAACUCUACCUACAUGUACAUAUUGCCUCGACUGGCCAGUGCCCCCGCACAUUGACUCUGUGCCAGUGCCCCCUGUAUAUAGCCUCGCUAUUGUUAUUUUACUAUUGUUAUUUUACUGGGGGGGGGGGAUUCUUAAAACUGCAUUGUUGGUUAAGGGCAUUUCAUUAAGUAAGUAUUUCACGGAUUUGAUAGUCUACAACCUUUCUUUAAGCACACAAAUACCCAUUUGAAUGUCCCUGAGAGCAGAGGCAAGACAGUUAACACUUCAUCGCUGUGUCUUUUAUGUAGGGAAGAAGUCAGUCGAGGAUCUUUGAGGAAUUUUGCAAGGCAUUGAUACUAUGAGUGUUUGAAGAAUGCACUAUAGAGAUUGGCCAAUAGAGUUCCUUAGCCAUUCAUUCUCCUGGCCUGACAUAGGCUUCUUACAGCACAUUCAGAUGAACAUGUUAUUGUGCUAGAUGUAACCGUCACAUAAAAUAUAUUCCGAACACAGAAUUGGACAUGGCUUCAGUAUCAGCCACUAAAGAGCCUCAAGGGCUUGUGUACUGUAGUACGCUGUUUUACUUCAGAAAACAUUUAAUUGAACAUUAUAAGCAUCUGAAGUUUCCAUCCUUACUUGGAUCAUCAUCUGAGGCAUUUUACAGUCUUUCCUGAAUUACUGUUAAAUGUUCCUCUGCGAAUCUCAGUACUUUAAUCCUAAGAGUGGGAGGCUAAGGUCUUUUUUGGCUAUCUUUGAGCCUGGAGUCUGUGUGUGCUACCCAAAUGACACCCUUUUCCCUACAUAGUGCACUACUUUUGACUAGAGCCUAUAUAGGGAAUAUGGUGCCAUUUGGGACAGCCUCGUCGUCUCUCUCUACUUGGCUCUGUUAUGGAUGGGUAACAAUCCUGACUUAAAUCUGUUCACAAAGGACUGUCUGGCUUUUCUCCCUCAUUCUGAGUGGAGCAGUGCCACUGCCUGGGAUACACUGUUGUGUUCUAUCAUGAUGUGAUUUCACAUCUCAGAGACCUGUACACUCUUUGAAGUGUCUUUCAGUCUCUCUCUCUCUCAAUUUAAAUUCAAUUCAAUUUAAGGGCUUUAUUGGCAUGGGAAACGUAUGUUAACAUUGCCAAAGCAAGUGAAGUAGAUAGUAAACAAAAGUGAAAUUAACAAUAAAUAUUAACAGUAAACAUUACACUCAGAAGUUCCAAAAGAAUAAAAAACAUUUCAAAUGUCAUAGUCUCUCUCUCUCUCUCCCUCCCCCCAUCUCUCUCCGCCCUCUCUCUCUCUCUCCCUCCCUCCCUCCCUCCCUCCCUCCCCCAUCUCUCUCCGCCCUCUCUCUCCUCCCUCUCUCUCUCGUUUGUGAUAGAACUCAGGGUGGGAGAGAUUGUUUCAGUAUUCUGCAAUAAACAUACUGAGGAGUUCACAGUUUGUGUAUAUGCUUCGUCAAAUUAUGUUGCUGCAUAGAAAUGGCUCAAGGGUUUGUUGAAUCUACUCCGAGUGGAAAUCUUAAAUUCACUCACUCUGCUGCUGGCACUGCAGUGUUCAGCUCCACACACAGCCCAGCACAGAGCAGUGUUCAACUCCACACACAGAACAGAACAGUGUUCAACUCCACACACAGCCCAGCACAGAACAGUGUUCAACUCCACACACAGAACAGAACAGUGUUCAACUCCACACACAGCCCAGCACAGAACAGUGUUCAACUCCACACACAGAACAGAACAGUGUUCAACUCCACACACAGCCCAGCACAGAACAGUGUUCAACUCCACACACAGAACAGAACAGUGUUCAACUCCACACACAGCCCAGCACAGAACAGUGUUCAACUCCACACACAGAACAGAACAGUGUUCAACUCCACACAAAGCCCAGCACAGAACAGUGUUCAACUCCACACACAGAACAGAACAGUGUUCAACUCCACACACAGCCCAGCAUAGAACAGUGUUCAACUCCACACACAGUACAGAACAGAACAUUGUUCAACUCCACACACAGUACAGAACAGAACAUUGUUCAACUCCACACACAGUACAGAACAGAACAUUGUUCAACUCCACACACAGUACAGAACAGAACAUUGUUCAACUCCACACACAGCACAGAACAGUGUUCAACUCCACACACAGAACAGAACAGAACAUUGUUCAACUCCACACACAGUACAGAACAGAACAUUGUUCAACUCCACACACAGCACAGAACAGAACAGUGUUCAACUCCACACACAGAACAGAACAUUGUUCAACUCCACACACAGUACAGAACAGAACAUUGUUCAACUCCACACACAGUACAGAACAGAACAUUGUUCAACUCCACACACAGUACAGAACAGAACAGUGUUCAACUCCACACACAGAACAGAACAUUGUUCAACUCCACACACAGUACAGAACAGAACAUUGUUCAACUCCACACACAGCACAGAACAGUGUCCCCCUACAUUCACUACAGUAUACCUCCAGGCCUGGUUUAGUAAUCUGAAUAUUCCUGUCCUGGGAGUGAGGGAUGUUGAAACACUGUCUGUGAUCAUCAGUGACACACACACACAUUCUUCAAAUAGGGAAAAGCAAACCCUGAGGGCUCUGUGUGUGUGUCUGUGUGUGUCCCUGCACACGUGUGUGUGUGCGCCUGUGUUUGUGUCCGUGUGACGUUUGUGUGUGUGUGUGAGUGCCUGCGUAUGUAGUAGGGCCGGGACGAUACCAGUAUCACGAUACUCAUUAGUAUCCUGUCAACUAAACAAAACAUGAAGCAGAUUUAACUUCUUUAGGAAAACAGCCCUAAUGUUGGAAACACACAUCAUUAUGUUGUCAUCCAGAGUCACAUUUAUUUAUUUUCCAAGCUAUAGAACACAAUAUUUUACAUACAGCAGGUUUUUAAAGGACCAAAGAAUUUGGUCUGCUUUGUGUUUUAAUUUUUGCCAUGGAAAAAAUAUUGCGAUACUGGUAUCUUUACAUUUGACAUUUACAUUUUAGUGAUUUAGCAGACACUCUUAUCCAGAGCGACUUACAGGAGCAAUUAUAAUUUAUUGCCUUGCUCGAGGGCACAUCGGCAGAUUUUUCACCUAGUCGGCUCAAUGAUUUUAACCAGCGACCUUUCGGUUAAUGGUCCAACGCUCUUAACCACUAGGCUACCUGCCGCCCACAGCCCUAAUAUGUUUGACGUUUGUGUGUGUGUGUGUGCAUGCGUGUGUGUGUGUUCGCCCAGGAAGCUGUCAUGGCAUGUCAGGUCAAUGAUGUCAUCCUCAGACUUGGCCUGUAGUUAACCCAGAUGUCUUUCUAUCUCGUCCUCCACCUGUGUGAAUGACAGGCCUGUUGUGGAGUUGUCUAAAGGUGUUGUCAUGCUGAAGUAAUGGGGGUUUUCUUUUAACUUUGAUGUGUUUUUGUGUGUGUGUGUGUGUGUGCAUUCAAAUGUUUGUGUGUGUAUAUUUGUGUGUGUUGUCACAUUGAUAAUUGCCUCUCAGGGGAAGGGGAGUAGAGCGGAUCUCAUAAAUCGACCACUGAGGUCCCUAAUGUCAUUUCUCAAUGUCAUUUCUCAAUGUCACCAAUGACCGCUAUCAGCGCGUGAGGAGAAAAUUCUGUCAAUACAAUAAGGUGCACAUGAAGCCUGUCACUACUGCUAUGAUUCAAUCAGUUUAGUUCCACUACCUCACCUCAUCACGAGCCUCCAUGUAAUCAUGGGUUGUGUUCCAAAUGGCACCCUAUUCCCUACACAGUGCAUUACUUUUGACCAGGGCCCAUAGGGAAUAGGGUGCCAUUUGGGACGCAGACCCUGGCUUGAGCUGCAAGGACAAGACCCAUGGAUACAGACAGAAUGAAGGUCUAGAACAAUCUGAACCUAUUAGGAAAUGAAACCUGAAGGGCCUGGGUCUUGUUCAGUUGGCACAAAACUAUUUGGAACAGGGGAGAUACAACCUGAACUUAUCCAAUAAGAACGCUGAUUUUGUGUUGCAAAAUGUUUUGCUACAGUGUGACCUACUGAACACAACUCAGAUGAGAUUUUUUCAAUAUUUUUCAGGGUUCCAUCCAUAGUGACCUUUAUAAAACAAGAUGAAGCUGUGUUUAUGUAACAGCUCGGAUUGAACGUGCUACUAACUGAUUAUUACAAGUCUAAUAUAUUGAUAUUCUUCCUCAGUUUCAGCCAUUUGAUUUAACUAUUCAUUUAUCUUCCCCUCUGUCCUGAGCCUGGCUGUCAAGACUCCUCAUAUACGUGUGUGUGUGUGUGUGUGUGUACGGCAGGUGGCCUAGUGGUUAGAGAGGCGAGCCAUCAUUAGUUCUGUCAGGGGGUAUGUCUAUUCUGAUAGAACAAGGUGACGGGCAUCUAGCGGCCGAUUUAAAGACGCUAAGCGAUUAUCCCGGCUCACUGCCACUGGGGGGGAUUGGCAGGUGGUGGUGGUGGCAGCGGGUGAUGGGGGAACCAUCAGAGGGAGGGAGGGAGGGAGAGGGAGAGAGAGUUAUGGUGUGGCACCGUGCCAGGCAGGUCUGGGAUCAGGCAGAGUUGUUUCAUCACAGCCGGGCCGAACACAGCGGAGAGGAGUUCACAGCUUUGAUCAGGCUGUCUCAUAGGAUAGAGAGAGAGAGACUAUAGUUUUCCUUCACAGAAAAUACAUUAGUGCAACACAUUCGGCAGAAAAAGCUUAAUUUUCAUCAGAUGAUGACAGAGGUGCAACGCUAUUUGGCUAGCAGCCACACAAGUAAAUGAGCUUACAAUGAAAACGCAAUGUCUUUUUUUGCAGAAAACAAUGCAUGGCCAUCAAUAUGCUAAUGUAUAUCAUAGAAAGAAUGUAACCAGCUACAUUUCCUAAUGUUUUGCUUCAAGUUAAUCUUGCAUUUUACUGAGAACAGUAGGCUGGCUACACCAGAAAAGUACCAGAGAAAAGAAGCUCCACAUCAGUCAGAGCGCUGUCUGCUGAUAGAAUGCCUGUUUGUGAAUUCUCAUCCCAGUGGAGAAGUGCAACUGAAGCACAAAAUUAGUUUGAUGCUGAGCAGAAAUUAAAAUAAGAAGCUUUUUAGAUCUGUAUUUAAAAAACGCAGCAAGAUAUUUCUUAUGCGUUUUAUCAAUGCGUUUUAUCAUUUUUUCCUGCGUGAAAAACAAAGAAUUCUACGUUAGGGCGACUCUAAAGUUUAACUUGCUAGUUAUUUAAGUCAGUGGCUGAGUUAAUAAGGUCACGGGGCAUCAUAUUGUGUUAGCUUUCUGUAGUGUUUGAGAAGUCAAAUCCCUUUGGAUGAGUAAUCUGUACAGCUGCCACUGCAGCUUGAUUCCCUUGUGUUUUCUCCUCUCUGUUCUGGGCCUGUCUGCUCCUCCCCUAUCUUCUCUGAGCAGAGCAGGCAGGUCCAUUUCCCUAGUGACUCCCAGACUCCACACAUACACAGUGUGUACACAGUACUGUUCUUCCUUCAGACAAGCAUGCGACAAAACUUUGUUCAUUUGCACAAUGUCUCUCAUUCACAUUCGCUGGAAACUCACCAAAAAUGACAGUCGGUAUCUCCUACCUAUACACUACCAGUCAAAUGUUUGGACAUACCUACUCAUUCAAGGGUUUUUCUUUAUUUUAUACUAUUUUUUUACAUUGUAGAAUAAUAGUGAAGACAUCAAACUAUGAAAUAACACAUAUGGAGUCAUGUAGUAACCAAAAAAGUGUUAAACAAAUCAAAAUAUAUUUUAUAUUUGAGAUUCUUCAAAUAGCAACCCUUUGCCUUGAUGACAGCUUUGCACAUUCUUGGCAAUUUCUCAACCAGCUUCACCUGGAAUGCUUUUCCAACAGUCUUGAAGGAGUUCCCACAUAAGCUGAGCACUUGUUGGCUGCUUUUCCUUCACUCUGCGGUCCGACUCAUCCCAAACCAUCUCAAUUUGGUUGAGUUCGGGGGAUUGUGGAGGCCAGGUCAUCUGAUGCACCAUUCCAUCACGCUCCUUCUUGGUCAAAUAGCCCUUACACAGCCUGGAGGUGUGUUGGGUCAUUGUCCUGUUGAAAAACAAAUGAUAGUCCCACUAAGCCCAAACCAGAUGGGAUGGCAUAUCGCUGCAGAAUGCUGUGGUAGCCAUGCUGGUUAAGUGGGCCUUGAAUUCUAAAUAAAUCACAGACAGUGUCACCAGUAAAGCACCCCCACACCAUAACACCACCUCCUCCAUGCUUUACGGUGGGAACUACACAUGCGGAGAACAUCCGUUCACCCACACCGCGUCUCACAAAGACACGGCGGUUAGAAACAAAAAUCUCAAAUUUGGACUCCAGACCAAAGGACGAAUUUCCACCAGUCUAAUGUCCAUUGCUUUUGUUUCUUGGCCCAAGCAGGUAUCUUCUUCUUAUUGGUGUCCUUUAGUAGUGGUUUCUUUGCAGCAAUUCGACCAUGAAGGCGUGAUUCGCGCAGUCUCCUCUGAACAGUUGAUGUUGAGAUGUGUCUGUGACUUUAACUCUGUGAAGCAUUUAUUUGGGCUGCAAUUUCUGAGGCUGGUAACUCUAAUGAACUUAUCCUCUGCAGCAGAGGUAACUCCUGGUCUUCCAUUCCUGUGGCGGUCCUCAUGAGAGCCAGUUUCAUCAUAGCGCUUGAUAGUUGUUUAAAACAAUUCAAAAAAAUAAAUUACGGAAAAGUAGUGCGUGCAUAUGUAUUCACCCCCUUUGCUAUGAAACCCUUAAAUAAGAUCUGGUGCAACCAAUUACCUUCAGAAGUCACAUAAUUAGUUAAAUAAAGUCCACCUGUGUGCAAUCUAAGUGUCACAUGAUUGUCACAAAGUUGUGGAGAAGUACAGAUCAGGGUUGGGUUAUAAAAAGAUAUUAGAAAAUUUGAACAUCCCACGGAGCACCCUUAAAUCCAUAAAAACAAAAUGGAAAGAAUAUGGCACCACAACAAACAUGCCAAGAGAGGGCUGCCCACCAAAACUCACGGACCAGUCAAGGAGGGCAUUGAUCAAAGAGGCAACAAAGAGACCAAAGAUAACCCUGAAGGAGCUACAAAGCUCCACAGCGGAGAUUGGAGUAUCUGUCCAUAUGACCACUUUAAGCCAUACACUCCACAGAGCUGGGCUUUACAGAAGAGUGGUCAGAAAAAAGCCAUUGCUUAAAGAAAAUAAUAAGCAAACCUGUUUGGUGUUCGCCAAAAGGAAUGUGGGAGACUCCCCAAACAUAUGGAAGAAGGUACUCUGGUCAGAUGAGACUAAAAUCGAGCUUUUUUGCCAUCAAGGAAAAUGCUGUGUCUGGUGCAAACCCAACACCUCUCAUCACCCCGAGAACACCAUCCCCACAGUGAAGCAUAGUGGUGGCAGCAUCAUGCUGUGGGGAUGUUUUUCACCGGCAAGGACUGGGAAACUGGUCAGAAUUGAAGGAAUGAUGGAUGGCACUAAAUACAGGGUAAUUCUUGAUGGAAACCUGUUUGUCUUCCAGAUAUUUGAGACUGGGACGGAGGUUCACCUUCCAGCAGGACAAUGACCCUAAGCAUAUUGCUAAAGCAACACUCAAGUGGUUUAAGAGGAGACAUUUAAAUGUCUUGGAAUGGCCUAGUCAAAGCCCAGACCUCAAUCCAACUGAGAAUCUGUGGUAUGACUUAAAGAUUGGUGUACACCAGUGGAACCCAUCCAACUUGAAGGAGCUGGAGCAGUUUUGCCAUGAAGAAUGGGCAAAAAUCCCAGUGGCUAGAUGUGCCAAGCUUAUAGAGACAUACCCCAAGAGACUUGCAGCUGUAAUUGCUGCGAAAGGUUGCUCUACAAAGUAUUGACUUUGGGGGGGUGAAUAGUUAUGCACACUCAAGUUUUCUGUAUUUUUGUCUUAUUUCUUGUUUGUUUCACAAUAAAAAGUAUUUUGCAUCUUCAAAGUGGUAGGCAUGUUGUUUAAAUCAAAUGAUACAAACCUCCCAAAAAAUCAGGUUGUAAGGCAACAAAAUAGGAAAAAUGCCAAGGGGGGUGAAUACUUUCGCAAGCCACUAUACCUAUUCCUUUUGUUUAUGUGGACUGUGCUGUAUUCUAGCCCUGUGACCUAAGUGUAAAAACACCAUUGGACCACAACACCCCUAUUCCCUAAGCGUCUGUGUUCUAAGCAGGGGCAUAUUAAUACUAUUUCCCCCCUGUGUCACUAGGCAGUGUUUUGCACUGUGUUAUAGCUGAACUGUAAACAGUAUUCUAUCUCUGUGACUGUAAAAACACCUACAUCCAUAUUCCCUUCUGUGUCUUAUCUAAACAGUGACAUGUUUCUCUUCUCCAGGUAUGAGCUGCGUAUUCGCUACCUUCCAAAAGGAUUCCUGCACCACUUCAGUGAAGACAAACCCACACUCAACUACUUCUACCAGCAGGUAAGACAGACACACAUACACUACCGGUCAAAAGUUUUAGAACACCUACUCAUUUAAGGGUUUUUCUUUAUUUUUACUAUUUUCUACAUUGUAGAAUAAUAGUGAAGACAUCACAACUAUGAAAUAAGACAUAUGGAAUCAUGUAGUAACCAAAAAAGUGUUAAACAAAUCAAAAUAUAUUUUAUAUUUGAGAUUCUUCAAAUAGCCACCCUUUGCCUUGAUGACAGCUUUGCACACUCUUGGCAUUCUCUCAACCAGCUUCACCUGGAAUGCUUUUCCAACAGUCUUGAAGGAGUUCCCACAUAUGCUGAGCACUUGUUGGCUGCUUUUCCUUCACUCUGCGGUCCGACUCAUCCCAAACCAUCUCAAUUUGGUUGAGGUCAGGGAAUUGUGGAGGCCAGGUCAUCUGAUGUGGCACUCCAUCACUCUCCUUCUUUGUAAAAUAGCCCUUACACAGCCUGGAGGUGUAUUGGGUCAUUGUCCUGUUAAAAAACAAAUGAUAGUCCCACUAAGCCCACCCAGAUGGGAUGGCAUAUCGCUGCAGAAUGCUGUGGUAGCCAUGCUGGUUAAGUGUGCCUUGAAUUCUAAAUAAACCAAAGACAGUGUCAUCAGCAAAGCACCCCCACACCAUAACACAUUUAAGUAAUUUAGCAGACGCUCUUAUCCAGAGAGACUUACAAAUUGGUGCAUUCAACUUAGGAUAGCCAGUGGGACAACCACUCCUUUUUUUUUAUGGGGGGGUGGGCGAGGGGGGGGGGGGGGGGGGGGGGGUAGAAGGAUUACUGUUAUACUAUUCCAGGUAUUCCUUAAAGAGGUAGGGUUUCAAGUGUCUCCGGAAGGUGGUCAGGGACUCCGCUGUCCUGGCGCCGUGGGGGAGCUUGUUCCACCGUUGGGGUGCCAGAGCAGCGAUUAGCUUUGACUGGGCUGAGCGGGAACUGUGCUUCCGUAGAGGUAGGGGGGCUAGCAGUGCCCUCCUUUGGGUGUAGGGUCUGAUCAGAGCCUGAAGGUAAGGAGGUGCCGUUCCCCUCACAGCUCCGUAGGCAAGCACCAUGGUCUUGUAGUAGAUGCGAGCCUCAACUGGAAGCCAGUGGAGUGUGCGGAGGAGUGGGGUGACAUGAGAGAACUUGGGAAGGUUGAACACCAGAAGGGCUGCAGCGUUCUGGAUAAGUUGUAGGGGUUUAAUGGCACAGGCAGGGAGCCCAGCCAACAGCGAGUUGCAGUAAUCCAGACGGGAGAUGACAAGUGCCUGGAUUAGGACUUUCUGUGUAAGGUAGGGUCGUACUUUGCGAAUGUUGUAGAGUAUGAACCUGCAGGAUCGGGUCACCGCUUUGAUGUUAGCGGAGAACGACAGGGUGUUGUCCAGGGUCACGCCAAGGUUCUUUGCACUCUGGGAGGAGGACACAAUGGAGUUGUCAACCGUGAUGACGAGAUCAUGGAGCGGGCAGUCCUUCCCUGGGAGGAAGAGCAGCUCCGUCUUGCCGAGGUUCAGCAUGAGGUGGUGAUCCGACAUCCACACUGAUAUGUCUGCCAGACAUGCAGAGAUGCGAUUCGCCACCUGGUUAUCAGAAGGGGGAAAGGAGAAAAUUAAUUGUGUGUCGUCUGCGUAGCAAUGAUAGGAGAGACCAUGUGAGGAUAUGACAGAGCCAAGUGACUUGGUGUAUAGAGAGAAUUGGUGUAUAGAGACACCAGUAGUGAGAGCAUGUGGUGCGGAGACAUAUUCUCGCCACGCCACCUGGUAGGAGCGACCUGUCAGGUAGGAUGCAGUCCAAGAGUGAGCAGCGCCGGAGAUGCCCAACUCGGAGAGGGUGGAGAGGAGGAUCUGAUGGUUCACAGUAUCAAAGGCAGCAGAUAGGUCUAGAAGGAUAAGAGCAGAGGAGAGAGAGUUAGCUUUAGCAGUGCGGAGAGCCUCCGUGACACAGAGAAGAGCAGUCUCAGUUGAAUGACCAGUCUUGAAACCUGACUGGUUUGGAUCAAGAAGGUCAUUCUGAGAGAGAUUGCAGGAGAGUUGGCUAGAGACGGCGCGCUGCUCCUCCAUGCUUUACGGUGGGAAAUACACAUGCAGAGAUCAUCUGUUCACCCACACCGCAUCUCACAAAGACACGGCGGUUGGAACCAAAAAUCUCCAAUUUGGACUCCAGACCAAAGUACAAUAUUCCACCGGUCUAAUGUCCAUUGCUCGUGUUUCUUGGCCCAAGCAAGUAUUUUCUUCUUAUUGGUGUGGUUUCUUUGCAGCAAAUCGACCAUGAAGGCCUGAUUCACACAGUCUCCUCUGAACAGUUGAUGUUGAGAUGUGUCUGUGACUUGACCUCUGUGAAGCAUUUAUUUGGGCUACAAUUUCUGAGGCUGGUAACUCUAAUGAUCUUAUCCUCUGCAGCAGAGGUAACUCUGGGUCUUCCAUUCCUGUGGCGGUCCUCAUGAGAGUCAGUUUCAUCAUAGCGCUUGAUGUUUUUUGCAACUGCACUUGAAGAAACUUUCAAAGUUCUUGAAAUCUUCCGUAUUGACUGACCUUCAUGUCUUAAAGUAAUGAUGGACUGUCGUUUGUCUUUGCUUAUUUGAGCUGUUCUUGCCAUAAUAUGGACUUGAUCUUUUACCAAAUAGGGCUAUCUUCUGUAUACCCCCCCUACCUUGUCACAACACAACUGAUUGACUCAAAUGCAUUAAGAAUGAAAUAAAUUCCACAAAUUAUUUUUUAAGAAGGCACACCUGUUAAUUGAAAUGCAUUCCAGGUGACUACCUCAUGAAGCUGGUUGAGAGAAUGCCAAGAGUGUGCAAAGCUGUCAAGGCAAAGGGUGGCUAUUUGAAGAAUCUCAAAUAUAAAAUAUAUUUUUAUUAAUUUAACACUUUGUUGGUUACUACAUUAUUCCAUAUGUGUUAUUUCAUAGUUUUGAUGUCUUCACUAUUAUUCUAGAAUGUAGAAAAUAGUAAAAAUAAAGAAAAACCCUUGAAUGAGUAGGUGUUCUAAAACUUUUCACCAGUAGUGUACACACACACCCCAACACAUCAUCCAUGGGAGUUAAGUAACAGAGACAGCCUGGUUUGUAACAGGCCAUUGACCAUGGGGAGACACAUUUUCAAAACAUACUUAGCUAGGCUUAUUUAUUCAACAACACUGUAACCGCAGGCGGAGGCAUAUGGCACUUCUAACAGAUGUGUGUGUGUGUGAGAGUUCAUGCAUCUGUUUGUGUGUGUGUGUGCAUGCAUGCGUGCCUGCACAUACAUAUGUGUGCGUGUGUGUGGGUCUGAGGGACCCAAGUCGUUACUGUGAGUGUAUGGGUGAAAUAUGUGGAGGUAUUAGGGCGUAACACACGAUGUGUAGCCACCCGCAAGGCUGUAGAUGCAGAGAGGUGAACUGGGUCAGUGGGCCUCAGGAGGGCUCUGUCUGGCGCUCUUGGUAAGAGACGCUCCCUCUCUCCGAUCCUGACGUGGAAGAAAAGAGGCCAUCUUGACAGCAGGGGGACACAUUUGGGCUCAUCUUGUGUCACUUUCACUCUCAUGUUUUCACUGAAAUCCAGCUGAGGGGAAAAUUGCCAUGAUGGAAGGUAAAAAUCUCACUGUUUGAAGGGGUAAUCAUGGAGCGUGAAGUGCGCUUAUGUUCCGAAUUGUGUCUGGUAUGGAACAACACUUUCAUGAACCAGGUUUUGUUUUCAAUGCAUAUGAUCUAAAAUGGCAGACUCAAUUUCUUUAUGGGUGUUAGAAUACAAAGAACCGCCACUCAACAUGACAAAUCGUGACAUUCAGAGAGGACAUAAUAGCCCAUGAGUGCUAAUUCUCUUAGUUAUCACUCAGAAGCACAUGCUCAUUUGUCUCAUGAAAUGGCUCUCUCUGUGUCCGUCUGCCAGUGUUGUGUUGCUGUCUCUGCAGGUGCACCCACCCAGGCUUUAUCAACCAAGCCCACCACCCACUUACUAUGGGCUGUUUGUAUGGGGGAUUGAAUGUCUCUCUUUCUGUCUCUCUCUCACUCUCUUUCUGUCUUUCACUCUCUGUCUGUCUCCCUCUCUAUCCCCCCCUCCCGCGCUCUCUCUCUCUCUCUCUCUCUCUCUGGAGGGAGGGGGCCAGUGUUUGUAAAAUAGCUGUAUAUCAGUAAGGUCCCCCUCAAAGCCUUUGUCCCGUGGGUUCUACACCUCAAAAUUCAGUGUGUGUUUGUUUGACUUCUGUUGCUCUGUGUAAGGCCUCCAUGCUCCCAUUCUAAAACAUGUAUUUCUGUCUGUCUUACAGGUGAAAAAUGACUACAUGGUAGAGAUAGCCGACCAGGUCGAGCAAGACAUUGCACUUAAGUUGGGAUGCCUUGAAAUCAGGUCAGUUCAGUUAUCCAAGAGUGGUCAAAUGUUCUAUUCUCUUUCAUGAACGUUAGCUAGCUCCCAUGUUGUUGUAUUUCACACUCACCAAGACAUUUUUCCCGUACAGGAGAUUCUUCCGGGAGAUGCGGGGAAAUGCGCUGGACAAGAAAUCAAACUAUGAGCUAUUAGAGUAAGUCCCUUUUGGCUUGAUUCUCGUAUGGUAAUAGCUUGGGUUUCUACUGCUCACUGUAAGAAAUAACUAUUCAGUCAAUAUUGUAUGUCUUUGUUGAUCUUUUACCAAGAAACUCAAUGUGUAAGAGGAAUUCCUGUAAAGGUGAUUAAUACAUUUAUUUAUGAUAGCUAAAAUAUGAUGUCAUUGGAUAUCCUAUAUCUUCUAUAACCUCAAGACUAUUUUUUGUGAGGACACUGGGAUCAGUUGCCAUGGUUGCGGUGGCCUUGUCUAGUGUGUUAAUUGGAUAUAUGUGAACCAUCCUUCAUAAAGAACACAUAGGUUAACCUAGUGUGUUAAUGGGAUAUAUGUGAACCAUCCUUCAUAAAGAACACAUAGGUUAACCUAGUGUGUUAAUGGGAUAUAUGUGAACCAUCCUUCAUAAAGAUCACAUACUGUAGGUUAACCUAGUGUGUUAAUGGGGUAUAUGUGAACCAUUCUUCAUAAAGAUCACAUGGGUAAACCGGUGCCGUGACCAUACAUGGUUCAACCCCCUGCAGAGUCUCAGGUCUGCCAUCGAACACGCUUUUCCGAGGUGCGCUAUUUGAUAAAGGUCAGGGGUUCACGUUAACAAUGCCCUUUUCUAACGAUGCGUCCAAUUAGUUAUUUUCUCAUAUGCUCAGGCCUUCACACUCUAAAGAGGCCCGCUAAUUACUAACGAUCACUCUCUCUUUUCUCUCCGUAUUGAUUGAAAUGCAGAGUUCGCUUUUCAUAAAUUAUUUACAUAUUUCGAAUGAUGGAUGAAGAGAAGGGAGAGGGAGAGAGAGCCCUCACACCGCUACUAAAUUACCAGCGAUCCCUUUGGCAUGUCUCUCCUGUUUACCAUCAACAUACCUUCUCUAACCCAAAGGGUUGGGUCCUCUACUUUGGUAUUCCAGCCCAGUGUUUCACCUAUAUUCAUUUCAAUCGUUGCCGCCACGCCCAUUUAAAAAUAAUACAUAUUUCUGCCGAGACGCGCUUUUAAGAUUGACAAAUUGAGUCUUUUAGGGUUUUUCAAUUAGGUAAAUGCAGAAGGGCAACCCCAUGCUUCAGCCUACAGUUUAUAAUGCUUUUAAAGAGAAAAUAAUAUUUCAGAUGUGCUUUUAAAAAAAUUAUAGGAUAAACACUACCACCCAUUGGUAUAUUCAGAGCCCGUUGGUAUUCCAGGCCCAUUGGUAUUCCGAGCGGCAUUCCGGUCUUGUUAGCCCGUCCACUAUACGGAUCCCUGCUGCCUGGUCUUUAUCGCCUUGCUGUUGGGGAACGUCCGUGUUCUGCCUCCUUUCCCAGGGGAUAAUCUCACACCUUCCUUCUGCAGGGAAAAUGUGGCACCCUGUUCCUUACAUAGUGCUCUAUGUAGCCCUGUUGGACCCUGGUCAAACCCUGUGCACUAUAUUGGGUGCCAUUUGGGACGCAACCAGUGUCGUCCUCUGCUGGCUCCAAGGAUAUGCAGAGUUAAGGGGUUCAGUAAUUUGACCGGGCCUGCAACAGGCUGUAAGGCAGGGCACUGCAAGCUGAGAAACGUGUCUAACCGGAGGUUGAUCAGCCUUGCCAAGUUGUGGUGUAGGGUGAAGUUUCCCCUACACGCUUGUCUUGGUUAAGUUUAGCAUUUUCCCCACUAAUGGUUAAGGUUAGGAUUGGGGGAGGGUAAGCUGAUCCUAGAUCUGUACCUAGGGAAAGCUUUACCCCGCAGCCCAAGGCGUAUUGGAUCCUCCAUAUUGGAUGUGGAUACAUAACGGUGCAAUGGUCUGUUUGUCAUUGAUGCAUACGGUUAAUACUGUGUUACUGUGCAAACUAGUGAUAAGGGAAAAAAUCGAUAGUCACAUAUCAGGAUAUUAUUUUUGAUGAUAUACCUCAAUAUAUAUAUUUUUUACAAUAUUGCAAUAUUAUUUUUGUGCUAGUUGGCUGUACCUGCACCAAAACUCCAGUAUUUUUCCUUCAUAGCUUGUUCUCAAUCUUAUUUUUUAAUAGGGAGCCAAUUUGUUUUCAGCACUUUUAUUUCCAUGACUGAUCAUGACUCUCUUGUCCCUCUGCAGCAAACAUACAGUAUAUGGUGAGCAAUGUGUUUGGAACAUUGAAUUUCAAUAAAAUCGUGGUAUCGAAUUGCAAUAGGUAUAGAAUUGUGAGUGUCGCAAUACAUAUCAUAUCGGCACCUACUCUACGUAUCGUGAUAUUGUAUCAUGAGGUCCCUGGCAAUUCCCAGCCCUAGUGCAAACAGUUACUGGGUAACUGUGGAAGAAAUAUGAGCUCUGCUGCUCUCCCUCCAUGUUGAUGACCAUACAUUCUCUCAUAGUAGGCUACUAAAUCCCAAGAUGUUUCUGUAUGCUUCAGAUUUAAUGCCACUAAUAUCAUCCUUAUGUGUAGGUUUUUGGAACAAGGUUAUUGUGAUAUGCAACCAGGUUUUAUUAAGCAUGAUAUGAAACAAGGGAGAGACCACACAAAUGUGUCCAUUUGACUGUUUUGUAGCCUACUGCUAGGGCUCUGGCUAGUGCUAACUGGACCUUGCCCAACCAAUGAUGUCCAGUCUUAGCUGCUGCUGUGCUGUGCUCAGACCCAUAGAGAAAGCAGGGGCUUGUUUCAGAGGCACAAAAGUAAAGUGUCCUAAUGAAUAGCCAGCUCUCUCUCUCUCUCUCUUUCUCUCUGCCUCUCUCUCUCUCUCUCUCUCUCUCGCACUCGUAUUCUCGCUCUUGCACUCUCUCUCUCUCUCUCGCACUCGCUGCCUCUCUCUCUCUCUCGCACUCGCAUUCUCGCUCUUUCACACUCUCCCCUCUCCUCUGAUAAUGGUGCUGGGAUUCAGUGCGCUGGCUAGCGUUAGUUCCAGGUCAGUCAGUCCACACAGCCCAGCACUGAGGGCAGAGGAGAGGAAGGGAGAGAGAGGAGGGGGAUAGAGAGAGAGGAGAGAUGGAGAGGAGAAGAGAGGGGAUACAAGAGGGGAGGGGGAGAGUGAGCGCAGCAGGGGCAAUCCAAUCAGAGAGCACUUCCAAUUUCGGUGACUGACGGCUAAUGAGGUGACAGACAUGGAGGGAGGGGGAAGGAGGGGGUGGUUUGACUACCUGGUGGGCAGCUUGGAAAACUUUUUUUAAACGAUUUUAUUUGAUAUUUUAUAGACAAUACAAAACAUACACAUACAAACGACAACAUUGUGCAAACAUCAACUACAUCACACCUGCCCAGACCCACUAGCACACACCCAAAUCUCCAGCGCCAGCAUCACUUUCCGCCACAUGGCCUGAAACUGCACCAUUGUGUUUCUCUCCAUAGCCCACGCACUUUCAAUAUUUAAAUCAAUCAUUCGAUUUUUUUCCAUUGUGUUAAUGAUGGCGGAUUGAUUGAUUUCCACAUUUUUAGUAUAAGCAGCUUGGAUUACUGUCAGGCCAGGGAGACAUACAGGAGAGAGGAUUUUCUGAGCCUGGGGAAAGUCAUCAUGUUGUGGUUCAGCACUGCUAAAACUACAGAGUGUGUUUCCUCUUGAUUUAACAUAGCUAAGCUAAGGCAUUAUAACAGAUCCAUAGCAUCUGUUUGUGCCAUCAUGCCAACUCCUUGUCACUCAUUGUCGUGGCAUACAGAUCCUUAAAUGUACCUAGAUCCUCACUCACAUGCACAGACGGACGGUAGCAUUGCUCUGCUACCAGAAAAGCUUCAUCACACUAUUGCCAAGUCAGCAUCAAUUUUAUGGCAGGUUUUGUGGCCCCGGCCUUAUAAAUGAUGUGGAUUGAUUCUGGUUAAUGGCCGCGGCCAGCGGAACGUAAGUGGCUUACGGAGCGCCUCGGGUUUUAACGAGCUAUCUUUUAAUAGAGACCAAAUGAUGAAAUGAUUGUGUGGGAGGGAUGAUGUUAUUGGCUUUAAAAAAUAUGCUGUCUCUUCUUCUCCUCUACGAUGUGAGGACUCUCUUUCCCUCUCUCUUUCUCUGAAGUCUUCUUUUCUGCUACUCUGUCUCUCUCUCUCUCUCUCUCUCUCUCUGGUCCACACUGUUCCCCCCCCCCCCCCCCCCCCCUUUCCUCCUCUCUGUACACAGACCGAUCAGUUAUGUUGUGUGGUUAACUUCAGAGAAGGCCUACUAAUGGCCCUGAGUAAAUGGAUGUGUUUCUCUCUCCUUUCCCUGGUAGAUUGGUAUCAGGGAGGUGAAAUUCCAUCAGGGGACUGUUUUGAGGAGUUGAGGCUAACCCGAAAGUAGACAUUUUGCAUUCUCAUUUUGGCAAUGGUAAAAACUGUUUUUAAAUAUAUAUAUUUGACAGUAUUUCACUUUAUUCAGACAGGGAUCGUAUGAAAUGAGAGGGUAGACAUAGUGAGGGAUGAAGAUGCAGAAUAGCGGUGGGGCCAGGAUUCGUACCCAUGCUGGUGGUGUAUAUGUGUUGCAGGAGGUGACGUUGCCAGCUAGACCAGCCUCAGGCACUGGUCUCACUAAACUGACAUUCUCCUUUUUUUUCUCCCUUCUUUACAGAAAAGAUGUGGGCUUAAGAAGAUUCUUCCCCAAGAGUUUACUGGAUUCAGUCAAGGUGAGAUGAUGCUUCAGAAAAAUGUAUUUCUUCUUUCAGGGUCAUCGAUGAGAAUAUAUCUCCAAGGUCCAGUCAGUCUCCAAUGCAUUCUCAGAGAGAGCACCGACCACCGCUUCAUAUGAAUGUAGCACGCACUUUGAAGACUCCAUAUUUCCUUUCUACCCUCUGAAGUGUCUUCUAGCUGUGUGUGUGGAUCUCUUGGUUCUGGGGCCUUUGUUCCAGCCUUGGACAGGCAGAGUUGGCCUAGUUCCAGGCUAGCAUCCCUCGUACAAACAGGCCUGUGGGGGAAAGAGCCCCAGCUGAAUCAAACCCACUCAUCUGUCGACUCCUCUCAUCUCGCUUCACAACAGCGCCAGACAUCCACUGCGAUAAACAGUGUGGAAAUGAUCCCAUUUACUGUACUGUUCUAUAUACUGUACUAUAAGACAGCUUUUUUAGUUUUUGGCCUAAAGCCAGUUGAAGCAAGGAGUUUAGCAUGUUUAACAGAGCCUUGAUGGUGGGUUUUCCUGGAGACUGUGUGUGUGUGUGUGUGUGUGUGUGUGUGUGUGUGUGUGUGUGUGUGUGUGUGUGUGUGUGUGUGUGUGUGUGAGUGUCUCAGCCGCCAGCCAUGUGUGUGAUGUGAUGGAUUUAUGGCACGUGUGUGGGCGUACAGAGCUGCGGGGGGGCCACAAUGGGGCGGCGUGAACGUGGGACCUAGUGCCCCAGGGAAGGGUGCAUUGGAGUCGGAGAGAGAGGGGUGGACAGAUGCUCUGCCUGGAGGUGUGGGUGGUGCCUAACCCCACAGCCCCACAUGUCACUGCUAAACCCACUUUAUCCCCAAUGGGGGAGGGUACUUCUGGGGAGGGGGUACCUCCUUCUGUCAGGCCCAAGUGCCUCAGAGUUACCCUCCCCCCAUUCCAGUCACAGCUCCCCUUGGAAAACAUGAAAUCACAUCCUCGUAGCCAGGCGCCUGUUUGUUAAAAACACCCCCUAACCAUCCAUCCCUCCCUCCCUCCCUCCAUCCAUCAUCCCUCCCUCCCUCCAUCCGCCCAUCCGUCCUCCAGCCAACCAUCCCCCCCACACUAUCUACUCUGUUGUUAGUUAGCUAUAACAUUGAAACCCCCAAACAUGUAAGUGUGGUUCUGGUAGGAUUAAAAACCAUGAUCCUUCUGGAAAUGACUCUCCCCUACAUCACAAUGACAUGUUGAACAGAUGAUGCUUUCAGCAACGAACUGAAGCCACGCACACACCCACUGUGACACACAUACACACUCCAGACCCCCCCCCACACACACUUUUGAUGAACAGAAAUAUGUUAACACGGUUAUUCUCGCUCCUAUCCACUCCACUGGACAGAGUACAUUACCUGGCAAAUGGCUGAGGUCGGAAUAUAACUCACUCAAAGCGUAAUCAAAUUAGGCAAUAAAAUAAAUUAUUGAUUACACAGAGGUUCACGUUUACAUAAUUACCAUCCCCAGGUUUACAGCAGAAGGUUUCCAUUUAGAGCGAUGACGACAGGCUCUGCUCGAAAAAGUGGAGGGAAACGUGAGUUUAAUUUGGUUUGGCACCAGAAUCACUAAUGGGUGCGUCCCAAAUAGCACCCUAUUAUCUCUAAAGUGCACUAGUUUUUACUAUGGACCCUGGUCAAAAGUAGUGCACUAUAUAGGGCACAGGUGUCAAACUCCAUGGAAUGAGUUUGACAUCUAUGAUAUAGGGAAUAGGGUGCCAUUUGGGACGCAUCCGAUUUCAGAGGAGGUCUUGUAAGUGCUUUAGAAUGAAGCACUUGUGUGGUCUGACAUUUCUAAUGGAGAAAUCCACCUGAUGGGUUGACUUUAUGCUUGAACAGGACUCUAUAUGCUCCUAAAUCUUUGUCAGGUCAAACCAUGAGAUCUGUUACAACUACAGUACCAUAAGUUGUCUUUAUGCUGUCAAUGUCUUUCAAAGUACUACUUUGUAUAUACCGGCGGAAAAAUGCCAUUUGUUUGCCUGUGCCCACAUUAAAACACAUCAAGUGUAGACAAAUGGCAUAGAAUAAAUACAGAUUCAGAAAGAUUCAUCUGUACACAUCAGUACACUACUGUACUAUAUCAACUGUAGGGCCCUCCCUCCCUGCAGGGUUCUUAUGGGAGAUGGAGAGAUACUCUGAGCUCAGCUUCCUCUCAGGAAGGGUGGAGGGGACAAGUUCUGUGAUUACUCCACAUGUUACUGUUAUGUUCUACAGUAAAGUAAGAGCUCCAGAUAGGAUCAGGGGAUCCAUUCCUAGAAUUCCAUUGUUUUCCGACCCCUACCCUCACCCCUAACCCCCUGUCCAUUAAGUGGAGUCUAAAAUGCUGUAUUUAUAAGUCGUUGAUUUUAAAAGCCAGUAUGCGGACUAGUAGGACAGGCAGCUGUUAGUAUAAGUCCUUGAUGAAUCAGCCUAACUCUGCAGGGAGUUGAUUUAGAUUACAUAAUUAGAAGGUGUGUGUGUGUGUGUGUGUGUGUGUGUGUGUCAGUCAGUGUGUAGUAAUAGUGUCAACAUCAGCUGUCAUUAAAGCACGAUGUCUCGUGCAUUUUUAAUGGAGUUUAAACUCACUGGCCGUGUAAUGGAAGACAGAGUCACUAUUGACCCGGUCACAUUGAUCAGGCCAACAACUCCACUAGUCUCUAAACUGGUUGAACUAUGAACUGGUCUGUCUCACUCACCGUUGCAUCCUAAAUGGCACCCUAUUCUCUAUAAAGUUAACACAUUGGGCUCUGGUCAAAGGAAGGCACUAUAUAGGGAAUACAGUGCCAUUUGGGACGCAGCCCCCCAGUCCCCUGCUAUGACCCUAAUUGGCAUGACGCUCAAUAUAUAUUCUCCAAUCAAUACGGUUAUCAGUAUCAUUCACUUCUUUCUCAUGGGGGUACAGUGUAUUAAAGUGAUGGAUAGCUUUUUUAAAGGGGUGGUCUGGGAUUUUGAAGGGGUAAGACGGUUCUACUAUGCUCAGUCAUGUUAUAUACUUUAAGAAUCAGUGGCUAUAUAUCAUUACUUUAAAACCCCUUCAAAUGGAUGUACUAAUCCCAGAUUACCAAUUUAAAGCAGUCCGAGAAAUUAGCUAGAGCAUUGCUUUCCUUUAGCCAGUACUCUGUGCUUUAAGCCAGCUCCUCUCGUUCAAUGCCAAGCCAAACAUGUAGGCUAUGGCAUCAAAACAAUAUAAGAGUUGCCUACUGUCCUUCCAGUAUAGGACCCAGACGAACUUUCCUUGUCUUUCAUAUGUGUUUCACACUUGCUCUGUUUGAUACUAUUAACGUGACUUGUUGUGUCUGUAUCAGUGCCCCGUUCUCUAUGCCCUGGCAAGCUUAACCAGGGCCAUGUUUAUGUCCCAAACGGCACCCUAUUCCCUACAUAGUGCACUACUUUUGACCAGGGCCAAAAGUAAUGCACUGUAUAAAGAAUAGGGUGCCAUUUGGGACACAUUUGGGUCUGCCUGUCUAGUAACUACCCUCUCCCUCUCUGUCCUCUCUGCCAGGCCAAAACCCUGCGGAAGCUGAUUCAGCAGACGUUCAAACAAUUUGCCAACAUGAAUGAUGACCAGAGCAUCCUCAAGUUCCUGGAGAUUCUGGCGCCCGUCUACAGAUAUGAUAAGGAGUGUUUUAAAUGUGCUCUCGGGGUAGGCUGAAUUUCAAUAUAUUUUAUUUUGUUCUGUGUUUCAGAUAAAACAUAUAGCGUCAAGAUGCGCAUUUUUACAAAUCCCAAAGAAUGACACGUACUGAACACGUACUGAACACAACUGAAUGCGUUAUACUUGUUUUCUCAGUAAUUAUUUGAUAGUUAAGUGUGUUUUUCUUAGACAGUGGAGUAAUGCCUGGGAUAUAAUGGUUGUAUUUGGGUGGGUCUCAUCUGCAUCUCUGUAGUUUAAAUAAAAAUUACCAAGUUCAUAGGGACCCCUACUGGCCAUAAAGAAAACCACUGUUGUUUUUUGUUUACCAGCAAUGACAAGAGAUGGUAACAAUUAAUCUGGCAUUCCCUCAGAUCUACUUCAAACAAACAGUUGUAAAUGUUGUAGCAGAUGUGUUUUCAUGGUUAUGAGUUGUCACUUUGAAUCCGACAGACUGAACUCUCAACUUAAAUGUCAUUGUGUGUGUGUCGCUCUCUUCCUUUUGAUGAUUUGUGACUGAUCUGAAGACAAUUCUCAAGGCUUCUUUUUGUUUUUCUCUCGGCCUUCCUUUCCUCCUGACAGUUAAGCUGGGUCAUCCAAGUAGAGCUAGCCAUUGGACCUGAGGAGGGCAUUAGCUACCUUACAGACAAGGGUUCGACUGUGAGUUGGAAAUGUUCAUUUCAAUAUUUAUUGUGUUGUGUAUCCUUGUCCUGCAUCUCCACACAAACAAGCACAGCCAUUAUUACAGUUACAUGACUUAUAUAGUUUUGACUGAAACCAAAGACAUCAAACUUCUGAAAGAUAUUUAGGACAUAUGGUGUGGUUUUCCUCAAAGAAGAUCUGUCCAUCACUUAGCUGGAACCAUACACUACUUGUAACCUAGGGGCUGGUCUCUCUUCUAUCUCCUCACUAUACAAUAUUAUUUUGCCCUGAAAUAUUGGCAUGCAUGGACAGGGAUUUUCAAAGAGCAUUCCUGAUCAUUUUCAUGUUGUCCUCAGGGGCUGAGGUAAUGAAACACAGAUGUGUGUGUAAAAAUCAAUUUUGAGAAAUCUUCCCAAAAUGGCCCGAGGAUUUUUGUUGUUUUUACCAAUUAAACUGAGGGUAUCAGAUUUGAAAUGAAAUGUUUUCACUGAAAUAAUAGAUGGAUAACACAAAAUACAGCUUCCCGAGAAACACUGUGACCAUUCUAAAGUUAAAGGAAGUUCUACUUUACUUUAGGAAUCAUCGUCUGAAACGCUGUACAUUAACACAUUAAAGACAUAUUUUGCUACCUUGCUUGCAUUUGAUUAAUUGAUUGAUUCCUCCCCUCCAGCCAACACACCUGGCCAACUUCACCCAGGUGCAGAAUAUUGGGUACUCAGUAAUGGAGGACAAGGAGAGGAAGGGCAUGCUGCAGCUCAACGUGGCCGGUGCUGCCGAGGUACCAAUCAACCAUUUCAUAAUAACCCUUACACUACCAUGAGCUUGACUUUUACAUGAUGCAUUCAACAUGAGUAGAAGGUGCACACAUUGACAUAACCUUUGUGAAUAGUGCUAAUUUGACCUAAUAUAAGCUAACUUUUUUGCAGUCAAGUCCCCCCUCCCCCUCUCUGUAUGUACUCAUAUUGUGUUUUUAUUGAGCUUUUCCUUUCUGUCAAUAUCUGCUUUAAAUAUACUACUAUUGGAAGUGGAAGUAGCAUGUGAAACAUGGAUUUUUUGGGAUGGAUUUGUCAGCAGAACAGUGGACAUACAGUGGGGGAAAAAAGUAUUUAGUCAGCCACCAAUUGUGCAAGUUCUCCCACUUAAAAAGAUUAGAGAGGCCUGUAAUUUUCAUCACAGGUACACGUCAACUAUGACAGACAAAAUGAGAAAAAAAUAUCUAGAAAAUCACAUUGUAGGAUUUUUUAUGAAUUUAUUUGCAAAUAAGUAUUUGGUCAAUAACAAAAGUUUCUCAAUACUUUGUUAUAUACCCUUUGUUGGCAAUGACACAGGUCAAACGUUUUCUGUAAAUCUUCACAAGGUUUUCACACACUGUUGCUGGUAUUUUGGCCCAUUCCUCCAUGCAGAUCUCCUCUAGAGCAGUGAUGUUUUGGGGCUUUCGCUGGGCAACACGGACUUUCAACUCCCUCCAAAUAUGUUCUAUGGGGUUGAGAUCUGGAGACUGGCUAGGCCACUCCAGGACCUUGAAAUGCUUCUUACGAAGCCACUCCUUCGUUGCCCGGGCGGUGUGUUUGGGAUCAUUGUCAUGCUGAAAGACCCAGCCACGUUUCAUCUUCAAUGCCCUUGCUGAUGGAAGGAGGUUUUCACUCAAAAUCUCACGAUACAUGGCCCCAUUCAUUCUUUCCUUUACACGGAUCAGUCGUCCUGGUCCCUUUGCAGAAAAACAGCCCCAAAGCAUGAUGUUUCCACCCCCAUGCUUCACAGUAGGUAUGGUGUUCUUUGGAUGCAACUCAGCAUUCUUUGUCCUCCAAACACAACGAGUUGAGUUUUUACCCAAAAGUUAUAUUUUGGUUUCAUCUGACCAUAUGACAUUCUACCAAUCCUCUUCUGGAUCAUCCAAAUGCACUCUAGCAAACUUCUGGACAUGUACUGGCUUAAGCAGGGGGACACGUCUGGCACUGCAGAAUUUGAUUCCCUGGCGGCGUAGUGUGUUACUGAUGGUAGGCUUUGUUACUUUGGUCCCAGCUCUCUGCAGGUCAUUCACUAGGUCCCCCCGUGUGGUUCUGGGAUUUUUGCUCACCGUUCUUGUGAUCAUUUUGACCCCACGGGGUGAGAUCUUGCGUGGAGCCCCAGAUCGAGGGAGAUUAUCAGUGGUCUUGUAUGUCUUCCAUUUCCUAAUAAUUGCUCCCACAGUUGAUUUCUUCAAACCAAGCUGCUUACCUAUUGCAGAUUCAGUCUUCCCAGCCUGGUGCAGGUCUACAAUUUUGUUUCUGGUGUCCUUUGACAGCUCUUUGGUCUUGGCCAUAGUGGAGUUUGGAGUGUGACUGUUUGAGGUUGUGGACAGGUGUCUUUUAUACUGAUAACAAGUUCAAACAGGUGCCAUUAAUACAGGUAACGAGUGGAGGACAGAGGAGCCUCUUAAAGAAGAAGUUACAGGUCUGUGAGAACCAGAAAUCUUGCUUGUUUGUAGGUGACCAAAUACUUAUUUUCCACCAUAAUUUGCAAAUAAAUUCAUUAAAAAUCCUACAAUGUGAUUUUCAGGAUUUUUUUUUCUCAAUUUGUCUGUCAUAGUUGACGUGUACCUAUGAUGAAAAUUACAGGCCUCUCUCAUCUUUUUAAGUGGGAGAACUUGCACAAUUGGUGGCUGACUAAAUACUUUUUUCCCCCACUGUAAGUGUUCCAUUUACAAAUCGUUCCACAUAGAGGUCUUCCUUUUGGGGAUGACUUUUACUGUAACACACAUUCAUUCACUCUGGGGUCCUCCCUGUAUGAAUGGACCCUUUCAUUUGUGAUGGGCCGGCCAUAGACGUUAUUAUAGUAUUGGGUUACUACUCUGCCUGUCAGUCAGCGGGAGCGCAGGGCACAUGUCCCAAAUGGCACCCUAUUCCCUGUAUAGUGCACUACUUUUGACCAGAGCCCUAUGCGACCUAGACCAAAGUAUUUCACUAUAAGGGGAAUAGGGUGCCAUCUUGGACGCAAGCCAGGAGUAAGAUGUGGAGGGUGGUAAAGUGAGUAACACAGCCACAGUGCUAUACUGUAGUCAUAUGUUCAAUGUGGUAUUACUGUUGUUAUGAAUCAGCACAGGAAUAAGGAAGGAAGUUAUGUCAGGAAUACAUGGAAUUUGUGUGUGUCGUGUGUUAGUACACCAAAAAAAUUAUGCACGCAUGACUGUAAGUCGCUUUGGAUAAAAGCGUCUGCUAAAUGGCAUAUUAUUAUUAUUAUUUAUUAGUGAGCCUGUGUUCCUGAAUGUGUGUGUGCCCGUGUCUGUCUGCAGUGUGUGGGUGUGUGUGUGAGUGAGUGAGACAAAAGCGGAGUUCCCCCUACAGUAUUUGUGUGAUGGGAGGGGGCAGCUGGCAGCCCCAGGCAGAGCAGAACGGUUGUAACAGCCCUGUCUGUCUGUCUGUCUGUCUCUCUGCCCGUGCUGGUAAUAAUGACUCUUUGUGGGCUGCUGUUGCCUGUGUCCACAGCCUCUCACAGUGACCACACCAUCACUCACCACAGCUGAAAACAUGGCCGACCUCAUAGACGGCUACUGUCGCCUGGUCAACGGAACCACCCAGUCCUUCAUCAUACGGCCGCAGAAAGGUACGUCUUCCUCACAUACACGCACACUGUCUCAAAAACACACUAAGUGGUGUACUUUUAUGUUUGAUAGCUUGUGUUUGUGUUGAUUUUACGAGAUGGUUUUCAAGACAGACAAACACACUAUCUCAAAAAGAUAGUAGUUUACAUUUGAGUUUGAGUUUGUUUUGGUGCUGAUAUGGUUACGGUUUUGAAGAUUGUUUUACUGCCAUCACAGGUAAGACUCACACACUGUCUCAAAAAUAUACAUCAACUAAGAAGUAUAACUGUGGUUGAAGUUUGUUUGGGUUUAUGAGUGUUGACAUUACUAGGUUUUCAAGAUUGCGUUGCUGCAGUGACGGUCACAGAUUCACUCUGCCUUGGGUGAUGUUCUCAUUUGAGUCUAAAUGGUCUGCAUUGUAUUAGGUAAUCACCAUAACAGUAGACAGUAGUGUGAUUUUUUAACUCUUCUGUUUACAAGGUUUCCAGUUGUAGCUUGAUUUUUAACUCUUCUGUUUACAAGGUUUCCAGUUGUAGCUUGAUUUUUAACUCUUCUGUUUACAAGGUUUCCAGUUGUAGCUUGAUUUUUAACUCUUCUGUUUACAAGGUUUCCAGUUGUAGCUUGAUUUUUAACUCUUCUGUUUACAAGGUUUCCAGUUGUAGCUUGAUUUUUUAACUCUUCUGUUUACAAGGUUUCCAGUUGUAGCUUGAUUUUUAACUCUUCUGUUUACAAGGUUUCCAGUUGUAGCUUGAUUUUUAACUCUUCUGUUUACAAGGUUUCCAGUUGUAGCUUGAUUUUUAACUCUUCUGUUUACAAGGUUUCUAGUUGUAGCUUGAUUUUUAACUCUUCUGUUUACAAGGUUUCCAGUUGUAGCUUGAUUUUUAACUCUUCUGUUUACAAGGUUUCUAGUUGUAGCUUGAUUUGGAGUCAUGACUGCCCCUAUGUGUUUAGUAGUCGUUUUAAGUGAAUUCACUUUCAAUACCUUUAUCAGUCAGAUAGAGAUCUGGUAUUUUCAACAGAAAACAGUAAAGCAUUAGAGAACUGUUUUUUGGGAGGGGCGAGGGGUGUUAUUAAGCCUUGUUUGGAGUUGGAUUGUCUGCUUUUUCCUGUGUGGGAGGGAGGGGAGCAGGGGAACGGUUGAAACAGGCUACUCCUCUCCUGUGCUUGUGAUUUUCCCCUUAUUUGACAUUUUAGUAAUUUAGCAGUGCGACUUACAGUAGUGAGUGCAUGCAUUUUUCAUACUUUUUCGCAUUGGUUCCCCGUGGGAAUCGAACCCACAACCUUAGCAUUGCAAGCGCCAAUGCUCUACCAACUGAGCCACACGGGAACGCCACCACCCACACACCUCUUCCCUUUUAUUUGUUAUUUUUUUAAAGGGGUAGAUCAGCUUUAAAAUUGCAGAUAGAUUGUGGCUUACAUCAAUGUAAUUGUCUGCAUCAUUUCCAAUCCCCCAUAUAUUUUGGGGGGUAAAUAUAUGUAUAAAAUAUAAAUAUUUAUUUUUAUAUAUUUUCCUUCAUUAUUUUCCCCUAACCCUGCCACCCCUCCCCUAAUUGGAGUAAACUAAUGGACAACAACACUUAGACUUCUACUCCCAGCUUAUACAUACUAUAUACAUUUUACGGACACAGUAUAUUUUACAAUAGUUCUCUUUUGUUACUUUUAGUCCUUAAAUGAAAGUGGUAUACUUUUUUAUUUAUCACAAUUUUCUUUAGCCAAUUUUGGUCUUUAAUGCAGGGCCAACAGACAAGUUCCUUACUUUCUGCCCCUUCCACUUGCCUCUUCCUUGGUUAUAGAGAUAACACAGUCACUUGGAUUUUAGUAUUCUGGUAUUCAAAAUGCUUUACGGUAAAUGCUUUGCUUAAUAAUAUCUCUCAUCUGUAUUUUCAGAGGGAGAGAGAGCACUGCCGUCAAUCCCCAAGUAAGUAUCUGCCGUACACUAAAUGAUUUGUCAAUGGGGAUACUUUGAAUGUUCAUUCACGUAACAAUUCUAUAUGAUGGUGUUAACAUAAAGAGCUGUGUAAGAAAGAAACAAAGAAAGAAACAAGAAUGCUAAAAAACAUCUGCUCAGUAAAUCUAUUUGUAGGACCCCUAACGUCAGAGCUCUGUUAUCCAAUGACACCCAUUGUACAAUCCAUGCUAUAAUUACUGGAAAUUAGGUGCAGUAUGGCCUGUGUGAUUCAGGGAAAUCAAUUGACUAGUUAGAACUAGUGUUAGAGGGGUGUUUUCAACAAUCACACCUUCUCUCGCUCGCUCUCUCUCUCUCUCUCUCUGUCUUUAAAAAACCCACUCAAGACAGUUCUGGGGCAGAAUCCUGAUAAAUAGUUCUCUACAGUAGGAUUUUCUCAGAAUGUCUCCUCCCUAGUCCCCUCCUAUUGGUCCAGCACCUCCACACUAGAUCCUUCCAAGACUGUUCUGUUCUGUUAUUGGUUCAGCACCUCAACACUAGAUGCCUCCAAGAUGAACAGUGGCUCAGUGGAGGAGAAUGAUACUCAGAAAAUUGUGGAUGUUUUCCACAUAGCCCCAGAGAUUCUUUUCAGGAUUACGCUGGAUCCUCCUGGAGUUGCUGUGGACGCUGUUGAUUUACUUGCUGGUUUUAGGUUUGGGAAUUUCUCAUGUUGAUCCUCUCUGUCUCCAACCUUUACCCUUCAGGGUACCCAACAAUGAGAAGAGGAUAGUAGAGGGGGUGGUCCGGAGCGCCGGGGUGCGUGCCAUCUCUGUCUCAGGUAAGAGAUCAGUGCCUCCUCAACAUCUCUGACUGUCUUACUGUACUGUAUAUAGCUGGGCUAUUGAUGGAAGUCCAUAUAUGGGCGGCUGCUGGCGUGACGAUGAUCAUGCUUUUUUAUCAUAUGAUCCCAGUCAAGCUAAUUCCAGAUGCUUCCUGUCCAUUAAUCUGUAAAGCCACUAGAUUUAUUACAUAUUAGAUAUCUAAUACACAACCCAUCACAUAAAAUACCUUACUUGGAUGUGUGUGGGUAAAAGGGGUUUAUUGAUGCUCAAUGAUGGAUAAACAGGGAAUUAUACUUUAGCCAGUUAUGAAUGCUGGGCAGAAUUGAUAUGAUUUAGGCCUAGUCUCUGUCAGCUCUAGUCUUUCUUGUUGAUCCCAAGAUAUAGAUGGUUAGUGCAAUCACAGGACGUGUUAAGCCUUCUCCACCGAUUAUUUCUGUAAGAGCAAGAACAGAUGCCGGGCGUGUGUGUGGUGGUAACAGGAAAUCGAUUCAGCAUGAUAAGUAAUGGUGGAGCUCAGUAAUUCGGGGCUGAAGGGCUAUAACACCAUGGCAGAUAAUAAAUGUCAUCUGCUGAGACAAACGGUCCAGAGCCAGGUUAGAUUUAACUGUGUCCCAAAUGGCACCAUAUUCCCUACGUAGUAGUACACUAUGUAGGGAAUAUGGUGCCAUUUGGGAUGCAGACUUAACAUGCCUGUGGAUUAGCAAGUGGCAGGGGCAGUCAGUGCUAAGGAGAUGGGGAGGACAGGAGAGGGUUGGCAGGGUGAGGAGGUUAACGGGGGCAGCAGGUGCCAAGGCCUGCAGCUGGAGUGGCCCAUGCAAACACAACCCCCCCAAAAAUGCAUGGUUAGCCAUCUCUGGGCCCCAGAGGGAUGUGUGCCUGAACCUCUUGAUUCACUGCUCUCCCCACCACGAUCCAUAUAGAAUCUGAAGCCAUGUUUCUGGGUGGAACUACAAUUAGGAGUUUGGUAAUAGUAUGGAUAAUGCUAUGGUUAGGGUCAGAAAUGAAGUUAAAGGUAUUGUUGUGGUAGAGUAUAGCCUGUCUUAGGACUCAGGAGCAGUUGGGUCCACACUUUAGCUAGAGUUACACAUCAGACCAGGAGCAUGACUGUCAUGUCCAUUGUGUUACACAGCUCUCCUUCACUCUGUCUCUCUCUCCUUCUCUCUAUCUCUUUCUCUCUCUAUCCCCCUCUCUCCCCCAGUCUAUUUCUAUCUCACCCUCUCCCUCUAUCCCUCUAUCUCUCUUUCUCUCUCUCUCUCUCUCUUCCCUGGUCUAUUUCUAUCUCUCUCCCCCCUCUCCCUCCCCCUCUGCCUCUCUCUCUCUUCCCAAGUCUAUUUCCAUCUCUCUCUCCCUCCCUAUCUCUCUCCCCCCUCUCCCUCUCCCUCUCCCUCCUCUCCCUCUCCCUCUAUUCCUCUAUCCCUCUCUCUCUUCCCCAGUCUAUCUAUCUCCCUCCCCAUCUCUCUCUCCCCCCUCUCCCUCCCCCUCCAUCCCUCUGCCUCUCUCUCUCUUCCCAAGUCUAUUUCCAUCUCUCUCCCCCUCCCUAUCUCUCUCCCCCCUCUCUCUCCCUCCCCCUCCCCCUCCAUCCCUCUGCCCCUCUCUCUCUUCCCCAGUCUAUUUCUAUCUAUAUCUCCUAAAUGUCAGAGGACUGUGAUGGAACUGCUGAAUGUUAAUAGCCUGGGGGCUCCAGUGACAGACAGAUUAAGGCCUGAUUGAAGGGGUUGGCCAUAGCCCUGUUAACUGACCAGAGGUUAGAGGUUAGGGGAGUAGAGAGUCAGACAGUAUGGUAUCAAAGAGAUGCUUGUGUACUAUGCUGCUGAGAGUGGAGAGCCUGGGACUGAGGUUGGGAGGAUCAGAGGUUGUCAUAGGGUGUCAUUAAAUGUAAUUAAAGUGUCAUAGGGUGUCAUUCAAGUGUAAUAGGGUGUCAUUAAGUGUCAAAGGGUGUCAUUGGGUGUCAUAUGGUGUCAUUGAGUGUCAUAAGGUUUCAAUAAAUGUCAUAAGGUUUCAGUACAUGUCAUAGGGUGUUAGUGUCACAGGGUAUCUAAAUGUUCCUCAGCUCUCAAGGAGAAGGUGAAUCCUAUUGUAUGUAUGGGAGUCCUUCAUAGGGAACUAUUAUUUGAUUUUAGCUACACAGUGAUAUGAAGGUUGAGAGGUGUUGUAUUCACAGAUAGUAUAUACCACAUAUAUGGUUUAGAGGUUACUGGUGUGUUUCAAACAAUAUGGUUUGAUGAUUUUGGAGCAUAUUCUCACAGUAGGCCUAUUUAACACUUGUUUAAAUUAGUUUCUUGAAACAAACCACGGGAUAGGUCUACUCUGUACCACUAUCAGUAAAUAAUAGUAAUACUGGUAGUUUCAGUUGCACUGUCAGACCGUAGGAUAUUUGAUAGUGUUGUUGUUUUUUGUGUGAAUAUGUUUCAGCAAUUUAUUCAGACAGUUAGGAAGAUCAGAGGGGGAGACAGGCAAGUGGAAGAAACCGUGAGAAAGGUGGGGAUCGAACCACGGUGUCCGGUGGGGAGUUGUAUAUGUGACUUAUGCCGAGAAGUGUUACAACGACACCACAGCUCUGCACUUGAUAGUGUUUUUGAUAUGUGGCUGAAACCUCCAGUGACGAUACAUGAAGUGUUAGCGGUAUAUUUUCUGAGACGGUCAGAGUUCCAUGUUUACACCAGUUCUCCCUGAUACCAUCCAUCAAUGCCAUUUCUCAGAAAGAGGUCAGAGAGAAAGUCCCUUAGGGACUGCAGCAGCUUGCUGCUCACACAAAUCCAAUAUAUUUAACUGAAUUCAUUCCAUAUGUGUCAACGUACAGUUGUACCCAAGACCUUUUGUAGAAGUGGAAAUCAAUUCCUUAGCCCUGGCUGCCAUAUCAGGUAUAGAAUAGUGAAGGACCUAUUACUAAACUGUUGAUUGAAAUGCAGAAUUGCCAUAAUUUGAGUGAGGCUAGAAGCUCUCCUGUCGGCUUUGACUUCCCUGUUGGUUGGUAAAGGAAAGAAGAGAUUUAUUCAUAUUAUUAUUGACAGAUUUCAUGUAGUUUCAUAACAGACAUGCCAUGACAGAGUGGUAACGAUUUCUGAGGUGUAAAUGGAUAGGUACCAUUUUCUCUGUAAUAUGGGAAAAGCUUCGGACGCCAUCACACCAACAUUCAUCACUCCUUAACAUAUACACAAAUGCUGUCUGCUGCUCAAUGUUUUUCUGUGGUGUAGGGUGAAGUUUUGCCUAGAUGCUAAUCUUGGGUCAGUUUUGCAUUUUCCCCACUAAUGGUAAAUGUUAGGAUUGUGGGAGGGGAAGCUGAUUCUAGAUCUGUCCCUAGGAGAAACUUCACCCCAGAGCUGUUUCUGUCAGAAGAACUAUUAGUCUCUUUUUCUCACCAUCUCUCCCGCUCUCUCAUCCCUCUCUCUGAUUGGCUGAAGACUCUGUGAACUCUGUGACCCCGACGCCUCCUAAACCUGCUAAAGCCAGGCGCUUUCUCCUUCCUUUUGUCUUCUGUGCCCAUGACUCUCCGCCAAAGGGUACCACUGCUCUGAUUGGCUGAUUCGACUGACUCUGCUUUCUGUUUUGCUCUGACUAACCGUGUCUGCCCCACUAAGUCCCCAAAUCUCCAACACACACACACAACAAGUGUGUAGGGGAUUUAGGGGAACUGGGGUGAUGAAACUUUAGCUGAACUAAAGUUCUGGUGUGAAGUGCACAAAACUCUCACAAAAUGACUGACAAAGCAACACAUACAAUGGCCAAACAGAACUAGCCUGGCGGGUAAAAGUUUGAGAAACUGUGAAAAAAAGGAACAUCUCUACUCAAUGACAUUAAGUACAUCUCAUUGCUCAUGCCCUAUCCCUGACGUGUCUGAGAAUAAAACAAAUUGAAACUGUUCCAGCUUUCCAAGACAGCGAGAUCAAAUUAAGUCCCCAUUUUAUUUUCUGGGAAGCGUGUUGUCUGCUGAUUGUAGUCGAGCCAUGGCCCGCAAAUCAACAGGGUCCCAAAUGGUACCCUAUUCCCUAUAUAGUGCACUACCUUUGACCAAAGCCCAUAGGGCUCAGGUCAAAAGUAGUUCACUAUAUAGGGAAUAGGGUGCAAUUUGGGACGUAUGUAGAGCCUGACGGGGCUGUAUCUUGGCUGAUCUGGUUGGUCCCUUGGUUUUAAUGUUUCUGGUUGGUCCACAGCCAGGUUCAAGAUGCUGUAAGCCUGUAAGGUCACAUCAGACCAACAGACUCUUAAAGAUGAAACACCCUUUAAUAGCUGUACAUCUAAUUUAACAACCAUCUGUUUAUAUUGCUAGAAUUACACUGAUGAUUUAUAUGUCGCUAUCAUUUUAGAUUGAUUUUGCCGAACUGAGUUUAUGCCCUUGAACAAGGAUGAUGACAAAGUUAACCAACACUGGCUUCUGGACAUGUGACUUCUGUCCCGCCUGAUGGCUAGCUUCAUAUUGGCCCACGCACCUGUCUCAGCAGUUUAACAGCUUCCUAUUGGCUCACGUUCCUGUCCGUCACAGUGGCUCAUGCUAAGAAUAGCCAAUGAACUCCACUGACCCCCUUCCGAACAAUGCUGGCUGAAGUUCACUACUCUGGCCAUCCCCUCAACCAAACUGAAUCAGGUUCCACACAUUCCAACGACAGACUAAUUUAAUUUCAAGUAGAAGCUUAGAAAAUAAAAUACUUUUCCACUGGUACUGAAUAAAAGCAUGGAUUGGAUACACUUUUGAAAUGCCCAGUCCCUGCUUGUUUUGAGAGAGUGUGGGGUGUCAUGGUAACAAUUAUUAAACCCAUUUUCAAUGAAUUAUACUGUCUUUUAUACUUUUCAUAUCUUUCUAUGGUGUGUAACCUCCCCCUUUCUCCCUCCCCCUCUCUCUCUCUCUCUCAUUCUCUCCGUUUUGCAUGCUCUCCUUGGACCUGCAGAGGAUUGUAGUGGGGAUGGUAAAGUUUGCCGUUUAAUAUUUCCCUCCAUUCCUUCCUGUCACCUGCUACUAACUCACUGGGGUCAUGAGGGAUUCUGGGGGUUGUGGUUUGUGUUGUGUGUGUAUCACUCAUGAAUCAUAUCAAUCAAAUGAAUCAUGAAUCAAAUUAAAUGAAUCAGUUUUUAUCUAUCUGCUUGUAGAGGUUUGUCAUUAGUAAUGCACUAAUCAUGCAAUAGACAUGAUUGGAGUUAGGGAACCAAUGUAACGGUUAACAACGUCUCUAGAAAAUGUGCUGAAAUCUGUCUUAAAAUCUGUCUUAGCUGCAGUGCUUCUCAGUGAUUCGAAUCGAUUCAGUUUGAUUGAGCCUGUCUGGAGUGCCAAAUUGACAGUUUGCACUUUUGGGACUAUUCCAUUGGUUCCACGGUACCAGACAAAGCUCAAUCAAGCACAGUUUAAAGGAUUUGAAAUAAAACAAAUACUAUUUGGACCCAGGUCUGGUCUGUCCCACGCUCUGGAACCGUAUUCACAGAGCGUCUCAGAGUAGGAUCAGUUGUGCCUUUUUCUUUUAACAUAAUGAAUAAGAUUAGAUGGGGGGGGCUCCUACUCUGAGUGGCUUUUUGAAUACGUGCCCUGCUGUCUGCCUGCGUCUUUAAGGGCCCAGCUCCCAGCUCAGCCUCAUAAAGAGAGCUGAGUUUGGCGAACUCCGUGGCACCGCGGCAUUCCUGUCUAAAACGGGCCGCCUGAUGGCUAGCUACACACUACACAGAGUCUGCUGGUUGUUUUUCCCUAAGAGGAACAGCAGCCAAGACGGCACAGAUAGUGAAUUACCAUUUUAGAUCAAGCCAAGAUUGGACAGCAAGCGGCCGUUCACAUACUGUAAACACCUAAAUCUGUUUAUCUAGGGGACUGGGGACGGCUUCUCUCUCUCUCGCUCUCUCUUGCUCUCUCUCUCUCGCUCUCUCUCUCUCUCUCUCUCUCUCUCUCUCUCUCUCUCUCUCUCGCUCUCGCUCUCUCUUGCUCUCUCUCUCUCUCUCUCUCUCUCUCGCUCUCUCUAUCUUUCUCUCUCUGUCUCUCUCUCUCUCUCUCAAUUCAAUUUAAGGGCUUUAUUGGCAUUGGCUCUCUCUCUCUCUCUUUCUCUCUCUCUCUCUUUCUCUCUCUCUCUCUCUCUCUCUCUCUCUCUCUCUCUCUCUCUCUCUCUCUCUCUCUCUCUCUCCUUAAAAAAAAUAGGGAAUAACUGGUUCUAUCCGUCCCUCGUCUCCGCAUCCCCUCCCCUCGUCUUUCCCCAUUACCCAGAAGCCCAUCUGUACUGCUAAGCUCUGAUUAGACAGACCGACAGAGCAGACAGAUAUGUGCAACACACGAGCGGCUGAAACUGUGCGAGUUGGGAACGCAAAUGCUUGUGUUUCUGUGUUUACUGUAUGAGAGUGUGUGUAGACGAGAGAGAGAGAGAGAGAGAGAGAGCGAGAGAGAGCGCGUGUGUCUCGCCCUGUGUCCGGCAGUGUAGGAGUUUGCCGAGGAGCACUUGCUGUCUGACUCGCAUGUUUAUUUUCAGCUGGCUCUAGUUACUUGUGUGGAAGGGUACGUGUCUAGCUAGCUGCAUCUGUGUGUAUCCGUCUCGGACGGUGUGAGUGUGACUGGACUUGACCAGUAGACUGACCACGAGGCUGUUGUGUUUCUGCAGAGACGGACGACUAUGCUGAGAUUAUAGACGAAGACGAUACCUACACCAUGCCCUCAAGUAAGUGCAGCUCUAUGCUCCCUAGUAGUAAUACAGUAUGUUGAUCUUAAUGUGUUCCCUGCUAAUAUGUUGGCCAGACUGUCUCGAGGGAUACAGUCCAGAUGUUUUUUCUCCAUCUCUCUCCCUCUUUUACUUUCUCUCUUGAUCUCCUCUUUCUAUCUCUCUCUCUCUCUUUAUCUCUCUCUCUCGUUCUUUCUCUUCGUCCUUCUCUCUAUCCAAAUUGAACGUGGCCCGGGUGCUGUAUGGUGAUCUGUUUUCUCAGGCGUGUUUAUUGGUGACGUUAGUUUCUACUUCCCAAAUACCCGACACGCUGCCUGUGUGUGUCCUUUAUCAAAACGUUACUAGAUUGUCUGGUACACUCAAUGUUUGGUUGUCAUGGUGACAGUGUAAGACUAUACACAUACUGUAAUAUGUAUACUUUAACAUGUGAGGAAUGGGACAGGCACAUAUUCAUAUUGAUGAUCUUUAAUUUCCCAGGACUGCCUAUAGUCCUUGCCUCAAUUCCAUUCAUUUAUAUUCCUGCUGUCAUGAUGCUGUCCAAAUCGGAUACUAAUUCUGUUCCAUUAUGAUUUACUGAUAGUCCAAGAAAAUAUCCAUGGAACGCUUAGUAAUACAUCAUCAGUGAAAUCCUAAUACCUGUCACAAAUGUUCAUUAUCAUUAUAUGGAAUAGUCAUGUUAGUGAGUAGUCAUCAGGACUGAAAGAGACAGGUGCCCUUUGAGUGUACUGGAGCAAAAUAAUGAGUUAGUAAUAGAAUUAUAAUCACUAGAAUGGACAAAGCACCUUAGACCAUGGUACACCCAUAGCUGCCAGCCCACCCACCACGGAUCAUUGACUUUAAUGGUAAUUUCCAUUCUAGUAAUUGUAAUUCCAUGUCUCCAGUAACCUCAGGCCUUUCUUUGGUGGCCAUGAUGCCAGGUCUCGUGGGAUCAUAUGAGUCUGGAACACGAUAGCCCCUGCAGUGGUGUAGGGUACGUCACAAAUGGCACCCUAUUCCCUAUAUAGUGCACUAGUUUUGGUCCUGGUCAAAGUAGUGCACUAUAUCGGGAAUAGGGUGCCAUUUGUGACACAGCCAUAGAGUGCAGCUAAUUCACCAGGUUGUGGAGUGGUCUGGGCCAGCUGACUAAUAAGACAGUCUGGUCUGUGAAAGAAAAAGUUCCUCUGUAACAAGGAGCUCUGUAUAUGGAGACGGAGGAGUCCCAUCGCAUGCUUACACUCGAGACCAGAGCUCUCUCCAUCCAGUCAUCCAUCCAGCAUCUGUAGGUUUCUUCAUACCACAUGGGGAUUUGAGUCCCACCGAGUCCCACUGGGUCUAUACCCAAGAAAUAGUUUUGAGUCCCAAAUGGCACCCUAUUCCCUGGUUAGUACACUACUUCUGACCAGGGCCAAUAGGAAUUAGAAUAGGGUGCCAUCUGAGGCAGCCUUAGAUAACACAUUAUCCAUUUAUAGAUGAUCAAGUUUUGACAUACAAAAGCUUCAACAUGUGUAAGGAGAUAUCUAAUGUAACACGUGUAGCUUUCUAGCACAUAUUCUUGUUCUACAGGAUAACCUGUUUUUCCCCAUUGACACCUAGCUUUGUGCACUCAGAAGUUGGUUAUUUUAAAGCCACAUAACAUCUAUUCCCCUUCGUCUUACUUUCUUCUGUGUGUGUUUGUCCUGUUCUGUUGCGAAUGGUUUCUAAAAGCCACCUCUCUUUAUCCUAACCGCCCAGCAGUGAGCUAUGGAGUAGACGAAGGUAACGCUGCCUCUCUCGAUCUGUUUGUCUCUCUGUUUUUUAUGUCUGUAAUUGUUCUUGUGUACUGUACUAGAACGGCUCAUUCAACUCUUCUACUGGAGGUAUUUCAUAAGUUUAGUAACCUACUGGUCAUCUUAAAAUCAAUUCAAUUCCCUCUAAAAUCAAAGUUUGCCAGACUUUUCAGAUUCAUCCAUAUGCCUCCAUCCCAAAUGGAUAGGAAUUGUUUCAUUUCAUCAGCUUAGAGGGAACUGGUAUUUUUCAAUCCAUUCAAACCCUUGAAAAACGUUGAAUUUGAAGUGAACUAUCACUUUAAUACUGUUUGCUGAACCCAAGUAAAAUAUCUCGCUAGCUGUGAGAUGAAGCAAUCUCAUCCAUUCAGUACCAGAGUUGAAAGCGUCUUCAAUAGUGAUUGUUCAAUUGGCUUAUUUAUUUAUUUUUCAUGUUGAUGUGUUUCUUCCUUGGUUUUUCUUUAAUUUCACCAUUGCUUGAAUGUUUUGUUGUGAUAUUCCAUUUAUAAUUUUUUUGUUAUGUGUCUGUCUGAAGAGAAAUUGUGCAUUCAUCUUAAUUGGAUAAGAGGGUCUGGUAAAUUACUAAAAUGGAUACAGUCCAUCAAACCAAAGUGGUAGCCUGUUGUAAUUUCAAAUGCACAGGGAGGAACCAAAUAUAUUGAGGACUAUGUCUGUUGACAUCACCACAGCCUGAUCAUUUUCUGUUGCAGUGUGUAUGUCAUUGCCUGGUGGUGGGUGUGAAUUGCCUUAUACAGAUAUAUACAGUAUUUCAUACAGUAUUACCGUCUACUGCAGUGAAAAUACAGCCAAGGCUUCUUGCUGUUAUUAUUAACAACCAAAAAAGGCCUCAUCAACACACACACACACAGAUCAGCUUAUUGGUGAGUCAUUUUCCCUGUAAGAGUCAGUGUAACUAACAGGAGUUAUCUCUCCCUCCCCAGCCAGGGACUAUGAGAGUCAGUGUAACUAACAGGAGUUAUCUCUCCCUCCCCAGCCAGGGACUAUGAGAGUCAGUGUAACUAACAGGAGUUAUCUCUCCCUCCCCAGCCAGGGACUAUGAGAGUCAGUGUAACUAACAGGAGUUAUCUCUCCCUCCCCAGCCAGGGACUAUAAGAGUCAGUGAAACUAACAGGAGUUAUCUCUCCCUCCCCAGCCAGGGACUAUAAGAGUCAGUGUAACUAACAGGAGUUAUCUAUCCCUCCCCAGCCAGGGACUAUGAGAGUCAGUGUAACUAACAGGAGUUAUCUCUCCCUCCCCAGCCAGGGACUAUAAGAGUCAGUGUAACUAACAGGAGUUAUCUCUCCCUCCCCAGCCAGGGACUAUAAGAGUCAGUGUAACUAACAGGAGUUAUCUAUCCCUCCCCAGCCAGGGACUAUGAGAGUCAGUGUAACUAACAGGAGUUAUCUAUCCCUCCCCAGCCAGGGACUAUAAGAGUCAGUGUAACUAACAGGAGUUAUCUAUCCCUCCCCAGCCAGGGACUAUGAGAGUCAGUGUAACUAACAGGAGUUAUCUCUCCCUCCCCAGCCAGGGACUAUGAGAGUCAGUGGAACUAACAGGAGUUAUCUCUCCCUCCCCAGCCAGGGACUAUGAGAUCCAGAGAGACAGGAUAGAGCUGGGACGCUGCAUCGGAGAGGGACAGUUUGGAGACGUCCACCAGGGAGUCUACAACAGCCCGGUAAAUAGUACUGCAACUGUCUGGCUAAAUGCAGCCAAAGCAUCUCCCCUAUCACCCUCAGUCCUCACGUGUUCCUUUCAAUUCUGUUUAGGUUACUGUCUACCUAAACACAUCUGGCCUCUUAUUUAUGGUCAAAAUUGUCAUGAUAUUGUCCACUACCAGUAAUGCACACAAACUAAUCCAAUAUUUUCUCAAAUUUCUCUUACAGGAGAAUCCCACUCUAAACGUGGCCAUUAAAACAUGCAAGAACUGCACGUCGGACAGCGUGCGCGAGAAGUUCCUUCAGGAAGCACGUGAGUGUGCUCAGAUGUUGUGCUGCGUCACUGUAAUGGGCCUGAUGAUGACUGCAGCUGCUGCUGGUUGCCAUGUACACACACACGCUGCCUGAUGGUAGUCUCAGGUUGCUUUGCUCAUUGGGUUUACACGGUUCACAGACUGUUGAGGGAGUGCACUAAGUAGAGAAUAGGAUGCCAUUUGACUGUACCGUUCGUUACCCCCUGUAUAUAGCCUCGCUACUGUUAUUUUACUGUUAUUUUACUGCUUUUAUUUUGUACUUAUCUAUUGUUUACUUAACACUUAUUUUUCUUAAAACUGCAUUGUUGGUUAAGGGCUUGUAAGUAAGCAUUUCACUGUAAGGUGACCUGUUGUAUUCGGCGCAUGUGACAAAUAACAUUUUAUUUUAUUUUAUUUGGGACUCAACUAUUGACAGUGUUUGAACAGAGGCGUUUGAGCCCCCAUGUGUUAGACCUAUCCCAGGGAGCCUUUUCUCUCUUUUCUCUUUAGUUCUAAACUGUUCUGUGAAAUCCUCACACCCCAUUGAUGUGUGUGUUCCUCAGUGACCAUGCGUCAGUUCGACCACCCCCACAUAGUGAAGCUAAUCGGUGUGAUCACAGAAAACCCAGUGUGGAUCAUCAUGGAGCUGUGCACGAUGGGAGAGGUGAGGCGACCUGGAGGUUAGGUUGGCACUGAGCCAUUCAAACACAAAGUAUGUUUGGAUCAAUACCUACAGUAUGUAUUGCAAAGGUGUUAUUGGAGUUCUUGUCAUUCUUGUAAUAAAUGGGAGAACACAGAACGCAAGAACACAUUUGGAAACGGGGCCAAAGUGUCCUCUAUCAUUCCUGCUGUCAUCCCUCUAUCUCUGUCAAAACACUCUAUCAUUCCUGCUGUCAUCCCUCUAUCUCUGUCAAAACACUAUAAUUCCUGCUGUCAUCCCUCUAUCUCUGUCAAAACACUAUAAUUCCUGCUGCCAUCCCUCUAUCUCUGUCAAAACACUAUAAUUCCUGCUGCCAUCCCUCUAUCUCUGUCAAAACACUAUCAUUCCUACUGUCAUCCCUCUAUCUCUGUCAAAACACUAUAAUUCCUGCUGUCAUCCCUCUAUCUCUGUCAAAACACUAUAAUUCCUGCUGCCAUCCCUCUAUCUCUGUCAAAACACUAUAAUUCCUGCUGCCAUCCCUCUAUCUCUGUCAAAACACUAUCAUUCCUACUGUCAUCCCUCUAUCUCUGUCAAAACACUAUCAUUCCUGCUGUCAUCCCUAUAUUUCUGUCAAAACACUAUCAUUCCUGCUGUCAUCCCUCUAUCUCUGUCAAAACACUAUCAUUCCUGCUGUCAUCCCUCUAUCUCUGUCAAAACACUAUCAUUCCUGCUGUCAUCCCUCUACCACUGUCAUAACAAAGAGGAUAUCUUGUAUCUUAUCGAUGUUUUCAUCUCUUCCAGUUGAGGUCCUUUUUACAAGUAAGGAAGUACAACCUGGACCUGUCAACGUUGAUCCUGUUCUCCCACCAGCUCAGCACAGCCUUGGCCUACCUGGAGAGCAAACGCUUUGUUCAUAGGUAAGACCAUGACCCACUUUAACAGCCGUUAUUUAGGUUUACAGAGACAAUAUAAAAUGACGUUUUUGACACUUUCUAAUAUAUUUUUUGGUGCCAGGCUGUCAAAAUCCUCAGGUUUUCCAGGAUUCCUACUCAUUGUGUAUAUGUAUGCGUGUAUCUCCUCAGGGACAUUGCUGCCAGGAAUGUGCUAGUGUCUUCCACAGACUGUGUGAUGCUGGGAGACUUUGGCCUCUCCCGCUACAUGGAGGACAGCUCCUACUACAAAGGUACAAACCAUAGAGAGAGAUAGAGGAUUCUAGUGCCUAAAAGCCUGUUUUAGCAUGGGCAGUGCCAUAAUGGGUCAGAUACAAUGAUGCAAUGUCUAUCUAAGUCUAUGGUACAAAUGUACGGGAUUCCAGGCUGAUAUUUUACCACCAUCUGGUGGUUGUGAAAGGUAUUGCAGGCUGAAGUUUCCCCUUGGUACAAAUCUAGGAUCAGCUUCUCCUCCACCAAUCCUAACCUUAACCAUUAGUGUGGGAAAUGCAAAACUGACCCAAGAUCAGCGUCUAGGGGAAACUUCACCCUACUCCAAAUGUUGAUGCUUGUAAGCGCUUACAACUGAUCAGACUAACACAACAACAACAUGGAACAAAAUAGGGUACAUAUGAUGAAAUCACUUGUAGAUGAGUUGAUGCAUUUGACUGUCUCUAUUGCUCAACUGGUUUUUCAGCUUCCAAAGGGAAACUGCCAAUCAAAUGGAUGGCUCCAGAGUCCAUCAACUUCAGACGCUUUACCUCAGCCAGCGAUGUGUGGAUGUUUGGUGAGUUUGGCAGCUACAAAUAACGCUCAUCUAGCGAUCAACUCGUGUGUGUGUGUGUGUGUGUGUGUGUGUGUGUGUGUGUGUGUGUGUGUGUGUGCGUGCGUGUGUAUGCGCGUGCGUCUGUAUGUGUUUGUUUCUGUCUGUCUGUGGUGUUAUAUCUAGAGCCUGUCCUAACAGUCUUUCCCCUCCCCUCCAGGUGUGUGUAUGUGGGAAAUCCUCAUGUACGGUAUCAAGCCCUUCCAGGGGGUAAAGAACAAUGAUGUCAUCGGGCGGAUAGAGAACGGAGAGCGUCUGGCCAUGCCCCACAACUGUCCCCCCACCCUUUACAGCCUGAUGACCAAGUGCUGGGCCUACGACCCCAGCAAGAGACCCCGCUUCACAGAGCUCAAAACCCAGCUCAGGUCAGUAACCCUGAGGGGAGAAGUUCAGGUCAUGCCAGUGUUCUUUUACAUACGUUUUCCCUCCUUUAUAACUCUGGAAGAAUGAUGUUCAACAUUGCUACUCAAGAGGUCACUGUUUCAUGUAUUAAAGUAUAGGACACUUCAGUAAAGUUUGGAAACAGUGUGGUCUCAGCUACUUAAGUUGUAGUCCACAUAAGAGGCAACAGGUUGAUGCCAUAUUCCCAAUAGAGACUAUCAAUUAUCAGCACACAAUGCACUUCAAUGGUCUAUCUAUAUCAGUCAAAUCCAUGGUAGCUGGAUAAAGUGUGAUGUAUGUAGUAUAUAUUUUAGUCUAACUGAAGCAAAGCCACAGGAGAUGGUGUGUGUGGGUAAAUUACUGUGGGUAGUCCUCGACUGCGUCCCAAAUGGCACCCUAUUCCCUAUAUAGCGCACUACUUUUGACCGGAGCCCUAUGGUCCCAUUUGGGAUGCAGCCCUUGUGUGGUGGAUUUAUUGCCUACGCAUCCCAUGGGCCAUUUGCCUUAGUAGGUAAAAAUGUCUGUCUGUCCAUAGAUAAAGCCCUAAAGGAUGUGAGCCACUCUCUUUCCUGUUAACUUUAGACUCACUGAACUGUGACUCAUGUGUCCCUACUAGAUAAUAGUUCCCAUGCCAUUGGACCCAUAUUCAGCACAGUCCCCACAGCCCUAUGUUGAGCAGUGGGUAUGUUUUGGGAGAGACAGAGGUAGAGGACUAUGUGGUUGGUUGUCUGUAGGGAAAGGGGAUACCUAGUCAGUAGCACAACAGAAUGCAUUCAACCGAAAUGUGUCUUCCGCAUUUAACUCAACCCCUCUGAAUCAGAGAGGUGCAGUGGGAUGCCUUAAUCCACGGCGCCUGGGGAGCAGUUGUUGGGGUUUAAAUGCCUUUGCUCAAGGGCAGAACGGCAGAUUUUUCCACCUUGCCGGCUCAGGGAUUCGAUAUCAGCAGCCUUUCGGUUACUGGCCCAACGCUCUUAAACCGCUAAGCUACCAGUAUCCAAAGUCUUUGCUGUGUUUGGGUGAUAGUUACCCUGUCACUGGAUUUAUUGCACUGUACGAAGAAGGGUCUGACGUGUGUGUGCAGGUUGUGUGUGUGUGCGCGUGUGUGUGCUGGUUGCGUGUGUGCUGGUUGCGUGUGUGUGUGCGUGUGUGCUGGUUGCGUCUGUGCUGGUUGCGUGUGUGUGUGCGUCUGUGUGAGCCAUCAUGAGUGUGACUGUUCAUGCUCCAUUUUGAGCUCUUGGGUACAGUGUGUGAACAGCCCAUUGUCUCUAGUCUAGCCCAUAGUAACGCACAGCCUUAGAUCCAUAAUGCACCGGGAGAGAAAGGAAACACAGGGCAGCAGAGAUUCCAGUGAGCACCCGUCAAGGCUCCUGGGAUACCCACUUUGUCUGUUGCGGUUUUUGACCAAUUAAGGGCCAAAGAGUAAGCUACACCAAGUUUUACUACCACUGUGAAGGCAUUCAUAGUGUGUCUUAAGGACAGCACUUCCUUACGAUCGCCUCUCCUCUAGCCAAACCCUGGGACGCAUUCAUUAGGCACCAAACGGAAGAAAACUGAGUGAAACAGGGACAGACUACCUGAACUUGUCCAAAAAGAAACACUGUUUUUUGCAUUACGUUGUGAAACGUUUUGCUAUGUUGUGCCGUAAUGAAUACGACCCUGAUAUUUAGUUCCACAGCGUCAUACUUCCCAGUCAGUCCAGUCCAGUGGCGGCUGGCUGAUAAGCUGUCUGGCCGGGGGCCAACCACAACAGGCUGUCCAAGGCAGAGGGAGGAAGGAGAGGGAAGCUAGGGGAGGUGGAGGGGUUGAGCUGGAGCUAGCUGGCUCUGAUAAAGAGAGUUUAGCAAAACAGUACAGGAUUUACCAGGCUGCUGCUAGACUCUCACACACCUCCGCUGCAGGCUGGGGAUGUGACCAGGGAGCUGAUGGUUCAUCUGUGUUCUGGUGUGUUUGGAUGGGCUCUCAGAGGCAUAAACCUUGGGGGAUGAGCGUUUUCCUGUAAGCUAAAUUGGAUGUAGGAUCGAAUGAUGGAUGAUCGGAUGAUGACAUUAAUGGAUUCAUGGAUGGAUUUGGGAACCUGGCAACGGAUACAGAUAAUCAAUUUGCCCAACAAACAAACAAAAUCACAUCUGCAAUGCAGCUCGUCUGUGAUAGGAACAUGAUUGUAUUUCAGGCUACAGUAAUUUAGAUGAUUUUGUUGAAAUGUUCAGUCUUUUUUAUAAAUGUUAAGUGUGCUAAACUGUUGUGUGUGUGUGUUCCCUGUAGUUAGCUGUGUAUGCUAACCUGUUGUGUGUGUGUGUGUUCCCUGCAGUUAGCUGUGUAUGCUAACCUGUUUGUUGUGUGUAUGUGUGUUCCCUGCAGUUAGCUGUGUAUGCUAACCUGUUGUGUGUGUGUGUGUGUUCCCUGCAGUUAGCUGUGUAUGCUAACCUGUUGUGUGUGUGUGUGUGUUCCCUGCAGUUAGCUGUGUAUGCUAACCUGUUGUGUGUAUGUGUGUUCCCUGCAGUUAGCUGUGUAUGCUAACCUGUUUGUUGUGUGUGUGUAUGUGUGUUCCCUGCAGUACUAUCCUAGAGGAGGAGAAGGCCCAGCAGGAGGAGAGACUAAGGAUGGAGAUGAGACGUCAGGUCACUGUGUCCUGGGACUCAGGGGGCUCCGACGAAGCCCCCCCUAAAGUAAGAACCCUCUCUAAACCUAAUCCCCCCAUAGUAAGAAACCUCCACAACCCUAACCCCAGCUAAAGUAAGUACCCUCCUGACCCUAACCCUACCCCCCUAAAGUAAGAGCCCUCCCUAACCCUAACCCCCCCUAAAGUAAGAACCCUCCCUAACCCUAACCCCCCCAAAGUAAGAACCCUCCCUAACCCUAACCCCCCCUAAAGUAAGAACACUCCCUAACCCCAACCCCCCCUAACGUAAGAGCCCUCCCUACCCCCCCUAAAGUAAGAACCCUCCCUAACCCUAACCCCCCCUAAAGUAAGAACCCUCCCUAACCCUAACCCCCCCAAAGUAAGAACCAUCCCUAACCCUAACCCCCCCCUAAAGUAAGAACCCUCCCUAACCCCAACCCCCCCUAACGUAAGAGCCCUCCCUACCCCCCCCUAAAGUAAGAACCCUCCCUAACUCUAACUCCCCCUAAAGUAAGAACCCUCCCUAACCCUAACUCCCCCUAAAGUAAGAACCCUCCCUAACCCUAACCCCCCCUAAAGUAAGAACCCUCCCUAACCCUAACCCCCCCCCUAAAGUAAGAACCCUCCCUAACCCUAACUCCCUCCCCCUAAAGUAAGAGCCCUCCCUAACCCCCCCUAAAGUAAGAGCCCUCCCUAACCUCCCCUAAAGUAAGAACCCUCCCUAACCCUAACCCCCCCCCCCCCCAAAGUAAGAACCCUCCCUAACCCUACCCCCCCCCCCCCUAAAGUAAGAGCCCUCCCUAAACCCCCUAAAGUAAGAACCCUCCCUAACCCUAACCCCCCCCUAAAGUAAGAGCCCUCCCUAACCCCCCCUAAAGUAAGAACCCUCCCUAACCCCCACUAAAGUAAGAACCCUCCCUAACCCCCACCUAAAGUAAGAGCCCUCCCUAACCCCCCACCCCUAAAGUAAGAUCCCUCCCUAACCCUAACCCCCCCCACCUAAAAUUAGAACCCUCCCUAACCCUACCCCUGCCCUAGGGGUAUAAUAUGACAUUUCUGAGAUGUUUACCUUAGAUAUCUUUAGGCACAGAUAGACUAAAUUACUAAUUUUAGGAACUAGUGCUCCCUGUCCGAUAGAUGGUGAUCACACACUGCAGGAGGUCUAAAUAUCCAAUGUGUUCUUCAGGCUACUUACAGUAUGAUCUCUCUCCCCCUCCCUGUGCAGCCUAGCAGACCUGGUUACCCCAGCCCUCGGUCUAGUGAAGGAUUCUACCCCAGCCCUCAGCAUGCUGGGCAGCUCAACCAUUACCAGGUACUGUACUAUACUACUGUACUGUUCUACUGUACUAUACUUCUAUACUACUGUACUAUACUACUGUACUAUACUAACACUUUUACCACAGCUACUGUGUAUUACCUAUAGAAUUAGAAAUGGGGACGCCUAGUUUCCAAGUCUGUUCUAUUUCUAUGGUAUUACCAUUAUAUCAUUUGUAUUGAUAAUCAGGUACUGGCAAUACUGGUUUAGUAAAUGUGGUUUGUUUCUUACUUGCUAGUGGAUUGAUGCGUGAAGGCAGAGAAAGUGCUCAACUCUAUGCUUUUGGGUAAAACUGUGAAAGGGUGCUUGAAGCCAAAAGUGAAUUGAUGGAGAGGUGCCCGGCUUCCCCCUUUCUGAAUGCAGUGAGAACGAGAAAUAAUAUCUUCCCAAACUAAGUUAUUUUGCAGCACUUCAGCUGCCCAUAAAACAUAGCUGACAGCAGGCAUUUCCUGUAGCGCUUAAGUCAACUGCUGGCAUUGUUGACUUAAGGCAGAUUCCAUCUGCUGAAAAAUCCACUCUCAAAUUCUGUUGUUAUCGCUUCGGGGUCUUUAAAAGGCAUUUUGAGUAUCAGUAUGCAUAUUUAAAGUUUCUAUUUUAUGAUCAGGUCAGUUAUUAUUAAGAUGCUUAUCAGCCAGUGCUAAUGGUGACAUGUCACAUUCAGGCUCAUACUUUUAGUCCCAGAGGUCUUUGUGUCUGGGGGUCAAUAAUUAGUUAUUGCAUUAUACUGCAAGCGAAGUGUUUCCCUGUACCCUGAAAUGCUAACUGGGGCCCAAUGCUAUAUGAUGAACAGCCUUGCCUCACAGACAAGGCUUUGGUAUCAUCAUAAUCCUCUCUCCAAACAAAAUGGGCUUUUCACCUGUCGUCUGUCCUACCAUAUCCAGGUUGGGUACCCUGGCCCCCACGGCAUGCCUACUAUGCCCAGUGGAGGUUACCCUUCCCAGGCCGGUGUCCUGGACCCCCAUGAGCCCUGGAACCACCACCGGCCAGGGGACGUCCCCAUGUGGUCCCCCAACAUGGAGGUGAGAGAUAGAGCUCCACCCAAAUAUAUAUGUAGACUCUUUUUACUAUGUGCUUCUGCCAAUUGUAUACAGGGGGAAUUUCUGAAUUUCAUCAGCUAUUGUCUGAGCUUGGUACAUCUGUAGCAAUCGCAGACAUGGCUAAAUACUAAUGCAAUAUCUCCCUCCCUUUCUCAGGAUGGAGGUGCGUUGGACAUGCGUGGUCUGGGCCAGGCGCUGCCCCCCCACCUGAUGGAGGAGAGGCUGAUGAUACAGCAGCAGCAGAUGGAGGAGGACCAGCGCUGGUUGGAGCAGGAGGAGUGCUUCCUGGUAACGGACCAUUAUUCACCAACUACUUUCUCACACACACCAUCCUGAGAGGGGGAGAAGGAGAGAGAGAACGAGAGCAAGAGGGAGAGUAGGAGAGGUAGAGAGAGAGAGGGGGAGGGAGGGAGGGAGGGAGAGAGUAGGAGAGGUACAGUGCCUUGCAAAAGUAUUCAUACCCCUCUGCGUUUUUUCCUAUUUUGUUGCAUUACAACCUGUAAUUUAAAUAGAUUUUUAUUUGGAUUUCAUGUAAUGGACAUACACAAAAUAGUCCAAAUUGGUAAAGUGAAAUGAAAAAAAUUACUUGUUUCAAAAAAUUCUAAAAAGUAAAUAACGGAAAAGUGGUGCGUGCAUAUGUAUUCACCCACUUUGCUAUGAGGCCCCUAAAUAAGACCUGGUGCAACCAAUUACCUUCAGAAGCCACAUAAUUAGUUAAAUAAAGUCCACCUGUGUGCAAACUAAGUGUCACAUGAUCUCAGUAUAUAUAUACCCCUUCUGAAAGGCCCCAGAGUCUGCAACACCACUAAGUAAGGGGCACCACCAAGCAAGCGGCACCAUGAAGACCAAGGAGCUAUCCAAACAGGUCAGGGACAAAGUUGUGGAGAAGUACAGAUCAGGGUUGGGUUAUAAAAAAAUAUCAGAAACUUUGAACAUCCCACGGAGCACCAUUAAAUCCAUUAUUAAAAAAUGGAAAGAAUAUGUCACCACAACAAACCUGCCAAGAGAGGGCCGCCCACCAAAACUCACGGACCAGGCAAGGAGGGCAUUAAUCAGACAGGCAACAAAGAGACUAAAGAUAACCCUGAAGGAGCUGCAAAGCUCCACAGCGGAGAUUGGAGUAUCUGUCCAUAGUACCACUUUAAGCCAUACAAUCCACAGAGCUGGGCUUUACGGAAGAGUGGCCAGAAAAAGACAUUGCUUAAAGAAAAAAAUAAGCAAACACGUUUGGUGUUCGCCAAAAGGCAUGUGGGAGACUCCCCAAACAUAUGGAAGAAGGUACUCUGGUCAGAUGAGACUAAAAUUGAGCUUUUUGGCCAUCAAGGAAAACGCUAUGUCUGGCGCAAACCCAACACCUCUCAUCACCCCGAGAACACCAUCCCCACAGUGAAGCAUGGUGGUGGCAGCAUCAUGCUGUGGGGAUGUUUUUCAUGGGCUGGGACUGGGAAACUGUUCAGAAUUGAAGGAAUGAUGGAUGGCGCUAAAUACAGGGAAAUUCUGGAGGGAAACCUGUUUCAGUCUUCCAGAGAUUUGAGACUGGGACGGAGAUUCACCUUCCAGCAGGACAAUGACCCAAGGCAUACUGCUAAAGCAACACUUGAGUGGUUUAAGGGGAAACAUUUAAAUGUCUUGGAAUGGCCUAGUCAAAGUCAGACCUCAAUCCAAUUGAGAAUCUGUGGUAUUACUUAAAGAUUGCUGUACACCAGCGGAACCCAUCCAACUUGAAGGAGCUGGAGCAGUUUUGCCAUGAAGAAUGGUCAAAAAUCCCAGUGGCUAGAUGUGCCAAGCUUAUAGAGACAUACCCCAAGAGACUUGCAGCUGUAAUUGCUGCAAAAGGUGGCUCUAUUGUAUUGACUUUGGGGGGGUGAAUAGUUAUGCACGCUCAAGUUUUCUGUUUUUUUGUCUUAUUUCUUGUUUGUUUCACAAGAAAAAAUAUUUUGCAUCUUCAAAGUGGUAGGCAUGUUGUGUAAAUCAAAUGAUAAAAACCCUCAAAAAAUCUAUUUUAAUUCCAGGUUGUAAGGCAACAAAAUAGGAAAAAUGCCAAGGGGGGUGAAUACUUUCGCAAGCCACUGUAGAGAGGGAGGGAGGGAGGUAGAGAGGUAGAGAGGGAGGGAGGGUAGAGUAGGGAGGGAGGGAGGUAGGAGAGGGAGGGAGGGUAGAGAGAGGGAGGGAGGUAGAGAGAGGGAGGGAGGGUAGGUAGAGAGAGGGAGAGGUAGGAGGGAGGGAGAGGAGAGAGCGAGAGGGAGGAGGUAGAGAGGGAGGGAGGGAGGGUAGAGAGGGAGGGAGGUAGAGGUAGAGAGGAGAGAGGUAGAGGGAGAGAGGUGUAGAGAGAGAGAGGUAGAGAAGUAGAGAGGUAGAGAGAGUAGAGAGAGAGGUAGCGAGAGUAGAGGUAGGAGGAGGGGAGGGAGGGAGGUAGAGAGAGAGGGAAGGAGGGAGGGAGGUAGAGAGAGGGGAGGGAGGGAGGUUGAGAGAGAGGGGGAGGGAGGUAGGUAGUAGAGAGGAGGGGUUAAGUAAGAGGGUAGAGAAGUAGAGAGAGGAGAGGGUAGAGAGGUAGAGAGAGAGGUAGAGAGGGAGGGAGGGAGGUGGAGAGAGAGAGAGAGAGGGAGGUAGAGAGAGAGGGAGGGAGGGAGGUAGAGAGGGAGGGAGGGAGUAGUAGAGAGGAGGGAGGGAGGUAGAGAGAGAGGGAGGGAGGGAGGGAGAGAGAGGAGAGGGAGGGAGGUAGAGAGAGAGGGAGGUAGAGAGAGAGGGAGGGAGGUAGAGAGAGAGGGAGGGAGGUAGAGAGAGAGGGAGGGAGGUAGAGAGAGAGGGGGGGAGGUAGAGAGAGAGGGAGGGAGGUAGAGAGAGAGGGAGGGAGGUAGAGAGAGAGGGAGGGAGGUAGAGAGAGAGGGAGAGAGGUAGAGAGAGAGCGGUAGAGAGGGCGAGGGAGGGAGAAAGAGAGAGAGAAUGAGAGAGGGAGAGCAAGAAGGAGAAAGAGAGCGCGAGAGAGGGAGGGAGGGAGAGAGAGACUUGACGCUGGUUGGAGCAGGAAGAUAGCUUCCUGGUAACAGACCCUUAUUCACCCAGUACCUUCUUCCACCCUGCACUGGCUCUCUGUCUCGAUCAUGCUAAGAAACCAGCUAAUAUACUCUUAACCACACCUUUGUUUAUUUGGUAGAGGUUUUACAUUAGGAACAACACCUUUCAUCCACUAAACCACACUAACUCCUUAACAGCAAGCAUAUGCUCUCUACAUCAUUCUACCACCAUUGUCCAUCACUUGAUCCUUGUGACCAGGAAACAUACUCUCUCUACCUAAGAUGUAAUGUCAAUACUAAAUGACUGUAAAGUAAUUGCUAUAGCUAUCUAUUCAACUGUUAUCCAGUCAGUCUGCCCCAAAAGCAUCAUAUCUGUAUUCAGUCUGCCACUGACUGUUUAGUGGAGUAAACUUCUGGAUUUGAUUACAUUGUCAUGCUGGCUGGUGUUUUCUCGACCAUUUCAUCCUUCAGCCCCUCAUCCCCCUUCUGGGUCGGUUUAUUUACUUUUCUACGAUCUGAGGAGAUUCAGAUCAUUGUUGUUUUUAUUCAGUGAAUUAAGGCGGGAAGACAGACCUGUGACCACAGACUCACCUCCUGAGGGAAAUGCAUGGAUCAGCCAGCAGCAUUCUAGAACUCUCUCUCUCUCUCUCUCUCUCUCUCUCUCUCUCUCUCUCUCUCACUCCCCUACUCUCUCUCUCUCCUCUCUCUCUCACUCCCCCUCUCUCUCUCUCUCUCUCUCUCUCACUCCCCCACUCUCUCUCUCUCCUCUCUCUCUCACUCUUUGUGUGUGGGUAGAGCUAGACUGACUAGAGGAACUAUGUGAUGGUUAAAGAUGACAGCAGUGCUGCCCUUCCUGCUCUUUACUUUAUUUCUUAUCUUUUUACUCUUCAAUCAUAUGAUUAAUGUCCACAAUAGGCCAUCUACAUUGUUUGAGCAAUACAUUUAAAAAGCCAGUCGUAUAAAUAAUAUGUUGAUAAAGGAUCACAUUUGUGGACCUUGGAAAUGUUUGUGUUGUUGUCACGUCUAACAAGACAAUUGCACAGGACUUAAAAUAGUUUUAAAGGGUGAGUUUAAAGGGAUCUUUAACAGUAAUGGUAUUUGAGCAGCCAGCCACUGUGUUGACAGACAGUCCCUCCACACCCUUUGACAAUCCCUCUCCCUCUCAGAAGGCUUUCCUUUGGAAAUUCUGGCGGACUGCGUCUGUUUCUCCACAGCCCCGGCCAGCCAGAAUAAGAGCUUUCAUUAAUGCUGCCGGUUUAAUUUGGCCGCCAGAUAUUGUGGAAGAUGAGUGGAAAACUCAGCCUGUGGUGGGUUCAUGCUGUUUCUCAGUCAUAAAGAUCCUUUUGGCAGAUCUGGCAGACGAACGGACGGCACUGACAGUCUUCCUUAGUAUUUCCUUGGUGAAAGUUAAAUGGCUACACUGUCUAUCUGUAUGGAUGUGAUUUGUGUGAAAUAUUUGGUUGUGAUAACAGGUUCAUAUGAUGCCUUUUCUAUGUGUUCCUGUAAACAAAUAAGGAUUGAGAACUGAGAGAAAGAAAAUGAUAGAAAAAGAAAGUGGUGAGUGAGGGAUAGGGAAGGAGGAAGUGGAGUUGGCUAGAGAGAGUUGGAGGGAGGGGGGAGAGAGAAAAGGGGGUGGAGGGAGGGGGGAGAGAGAAAAGGGGGUGGGGGGAGGGGGGUGAGAGAAAAGGGGGUGGAGGGAGGGGGGAGGGAGGGAGGGAGAGAGAGGGGGGAGGGAGGGGGGGGAGAGAGAGGGGGGGGGGAGGGGGGAGAGGGGGAGGGGGGAGGGGGAGGGAGGGGGAGAGGGGGAGAGGGAGGGGAGGGAGGGGGGAGAGAGGGAGAGAGGGGAGGGAGGGGGGAGGGGAGAGAGCGAGGCAAGGGAGGGAGAGAGGGAGGGGAGAGAGCGAGGCAAGGGAGGGAGAGAGGGAGGGGAGAGAGCGAGGCAAGGGAGGGAGGGGGAGAGAGAGAUGGAUCGAGAGAGAGAGAGGAGUCAGUGUGAGCCACAGGGCAAAAUGAGUCUGCUGUGGGGAAAGGGGGAGAGAGGGAGGGGGGAGAGAGAGAGUGAGGGACGGGAGGGAGAGAGAGAGGAGUCAGUGUGAGCCACAGAGCAAGAGGAGUCUGCUGUGGGAUCAGUCUCUGCAUGAACCCGUCAGGCACGUUUAAGCCUUCCUCCUCCAGCAGCAACAACAGAAAACUCUGGUUGUUUCUUGUCUCACUCUGCCGAUGGGACCACCGCUCUCCACACAGCCACACUUCCACAGGCUCAGAGGAUGCACCUUUUCAAGUCCUGCUUUGGAAAACCGGUACAGAUCAUGGCUGGGAAGGGGUGGUGGUCAUCUUGGUGGCUUUCUGUGUGGAUCUUUUUUUACUAGUGGUACUUGACUGCCUAGAAGGUUGUUUAGACAAGAUGCUGCUGAAACUCUUGAGGAUUUCUUCUAUGCAAAUAGUUCUGUCACUGGACUACAGUGUCUGUGUUUCUGGGUAUCUGUGUGGUUUGUCAGGGUUGCAUAAAUCUUGUUUAGCUUGAAACUGGAUGGAUGAUUGGUUGAUUUGGUACUGUUCGUUGGUAGCAGGCUCCGAUCUUUGAGGUAGUCAAAGAAGAAUGAGGGUAAGCACAGCAGGAUAACAGAGCAGAUUUAGUUUCGUAUGGAAUUGUGAGUUCUAUUCUCUCAUGGAACAAAACACGAAAGAGAAUUCAACAGUAAUUUCAUCUUGUUAUUUUGUAAGAAACAGAAACUCUAUAUUAUUCUAUUUCAAGACUACUGUAACGAUGGUUUCACUGAUAAAUAUAGUUGUUUAAAUCUUUGAGGUUGUGGUUAUAAAAGGGGGUCAGCUGUGGCUAGCUAGUUCUCUGACCCUCUGUUCUGUGUUCUCGUCAGAAGCCAGAAUCCAGGAACUCGCGGGGCAGCAUUGACCGGGAGGACUGCAGUCUCCAAGGGCCGGUGAGUUUCCCAUGGCCCACCGCUUGUUUGGGUUCAUACCCCCAGAGGGAUGGAGCAGGACGCACACUGUCACACACACACACUCUCACACACACAAGCAGGAAAUAUUGUUUUUCAAUAAACCAAUUAAUUUAUUAUGUUUUUCCAUUUCAAUCAUAAUACAAAAUACAGUUUGUCUGAGUUUCAUAGCGUAGACCUCAGUAGUGCACUGCAUGUCGUGGCUAGCUAGACACAGUGCUUUAUCUGAACCACCCCAGUCCCCCUACGCUGAAGUGUAUAGGGUCUAGGGAGGUUGGGAACUAUACUGUGGCUACAGCCAGGCGUUUCUCGUGACAUCCUCACUCUCUCUCUGCUGGAUAAUCUUUAAAAACAGGCGUCAGCUGUAGAGCCCCCACAAACCAACCAAACCCAUUUACACAGUAAUUACAGAACUCUACUGGGCUGAGUGGGUCUCUUCUCUAAGAAGAGGAAGCAUCGGAAUGCGAGGGGGAGAAGAAAACACCAGAGUGUGUUAAAAUAAAGAGAGAAGAAGAGGGUUUUGGGGAGGAGCUGGAGAAAUGUAGCUGGGUGAAACAUGGAUGUAUUUGGCUGCGUGCCUCAGAAGGUCUGAGAUAUGUAAUGCUGCUACCCACAGAGUGCCCACAAUAACACACACAAACACACAGACUGGGCCAUGGGAAGCCCUAAUCCUGAGUGCUGUUGGAAAAGCACGUUCAGCCAGCCAGAAAAGUGACAAUGUGCCUUUCUAAUCACUGGUUUGUGUUUCUAUUUUCCCCUCAGACAGGAAACCAACACAUAUACCAACCAGUGGGACUGGGGAAACCAGGUAAGACCAUCAUCAGCACAAUCUGUCACAUGUGAACUAUCUAUCUGCUGUGUGUUCUGAUACUCACAAAGUGACAGUCCUCUGUCUCACACUCUUUCUCUCUCACACACACACACUCUCUCUCGCUCUCCACUCACUCUCACACACACAAACAUUAACUAUCUUCCCUCUCUCUCUCUCCUCUCAGAGCAUGUGGCCCCUCCUAAGAAGCCUCCUCGUCCUGGAGCCCCCAGCCACCUGGGCAGUCUGGCCAGCCUCAACCCUGUAGAUAGCUACAACGACGGGGUCAAGGUACAGCAACACAUCACCAAGACAACACUGUCUUAAUGUCUUACACCAGGGUCACCGUUACAGCAACACAUCACCAAGACAACACUGUCUUAAUGUCUUACACCAGGGUCACCGUUACAGCAACACAUCACCAAGACAACACUGUCUUAAUGUCUUACACCAGGGUCACCGUUACAGCAACACAUCACCAAAACAACACUGUCUUAAUAUCUUACACCAGGGUCACCGUUACAGCAACACAUCACCAAGACAACACUGUCUUAAUGUCUUACACCAGGGUCACCGUUACAGCAACACAUCACCAAAACAACACUGUCUUAAUAUCUUACACCAGGGUCACCGUUACAGCAACACAUCACCAAAACAACACUGUCUUAAUGUCUUACACCAGGGUCACCGUUACAGCAACACAUCACCAAGACAACACUGUCUUAAUGUCUUACACCAGGGUCACCGUUACAGCAACACAUCACCAAAACAACACUGUCUUAAUAUCUUACACCAGGGUCACCGUUACAGCAACACAUCACCAAGACAACACUGUCUUAAUGUCUUACACCAGGGUCAGCAUUACACAAACCAUAGCUUGGUUUAGCCUGGUCCUAGAUUUGUUUGUGCUAUCUUGCCAACUCCCAUAGGAGGCCGUCUAGGAGUUGGCAAGACGGCACAAAUAGAUCUGGGACCAGGCUACAUGACUCAUACCUAGGAGUUGCAGGGCCUAUAGUUUCUCCUGGUUAGGUCACAUGGUCAGGGAAAAACUCUGAGCCUGAACCACCACCAUGACGUUGUAUGAGAAAGAGACCAUUACUUCAAUAUUGAGACAAUGCAUGUGCUUUUUACUGCUAUGAGUUGCUGCAGCUGUUUCAAGCAUGCUUUCUAUUUCUCACCUGGCCAUCACAAGUUCCUUUUAUAAGUUCUUACAUAAAAUAUGUCCUCCCAGUUCAUUCAGGAGCUGUGAGAACUUGAACCUAUAGCCAGAUUCAGAGCAGAUGGGGAUCUGGACGGAAAAGCUCUGAAAACAUGUCAGUAUUUCCCCUGGUUCACCAGGAGCCCAGGCGGGUAAAGUUGCUCCUAGUCAACAGAACAGAAUGGGGCUCCUAGAUCAGCUCAGCUCUGAAGCCCUCUCUCUCACUCGCUCUCCCUCUCGCUCGCUCUCUCUUUCGCUCUACCUCCCUCUCUCUCUCUUGCUCCCUCUCUCUCGCUCUCUCGCUCUCUCACUCCCUCCCAGGUCUCAGACAGUACAGAGCAAGGCUAGCCCAACCCAAAGCCCAUCUCUCUGACAGAGAUAGUACUUAGAGACAUGGACAGAUGUAGAAAUACACACUAAAGACACGUGGAUACACACACUUACACAAGACACACAUGCAUACACUUAUCUGCACUUAGAACACACUAGCAUAUACGCUUACAUGUACAGUGCAUUCGGAAAGUAUUCAGACCCCUUGACUUUUCCCACAUUUGGUUACGUUAAAGCCUUAUUAAGUCAAGGGGUCUGAAUACUUUCUGAAUGCACUAUACAUACCCAGCAUCAUGCUUGUCCAUGAGAAUCUAAAAUAUACAAUGACUGUCCCAAAAAAUGGGGGGGGGGGGUUAGAUGAAAAUCAUCCCACCCUGACCCCACCAUCCACCCCUACACCGCCAGGGUCACAACCUUUCUGCCACACAGCCCCACCCAGACAGACGCUGCCAAGCUGGCCCAGAAAAAGCCCCACGGUAAACCACACUUUCUGGGCUUUUAUUUUGGAUCCUAGUUAUGCAACAACCGUCCAUUUCGAGAGAAGCCAGUGAAAUGAAGACUGUUGGAACAGAGUGCUUUUUCUCUCUCAUAACUUUCCAGGCAGACAGUUUGAAAGGAGACCCUUAGCGAGGCCUCUCUUCUUCUAGCUCUGAAAAUAAAACCUAAUUAAAACACAGAGGCUUGUAAUACAGUGGAGUAUAGAGAAGCCCAAGGAAAACACAGUCCUUCCUAACAAGACAGAAUCCGGUGAAAUCCAAAGCUCCCUUCUCACUGUCUUUUAAUCAUGAUCCUGGAUCAAAUGCUAGAUCAAAGGUUUUAGACUCACUACUCAGUUCGCCCAGCGAAAGCUAACGUUAUGAUGAACAAUACAAUACAGCAACUCCGAAUACCAUAGAGUUCAGGCAUUUGGAUAUUUUUCUCAGUGCAACAUCCAACUAGCACUCAGAACUUUAUCACUCGAAACAGGAGAUACUAUCUGAACUUUUCAAUUGCUAAGUGUUUUAAAACGGUGUGCCCUAAUGAACACGACCCUAUCUGCUUGUAUUGUGUUGAUGCAUUGCAUGCGUUGCCUUUUGCCUUCUGUUCUGCAGUGUUAAUCCUUUCUCUCUCUUCUGUUUUCCCUGCAUCCCCCUCUCCCUCCCGCUCGCCCUCCCUUGUUUUGCCUCUGCACCAACCUACUGUUGUUGCCCUUUAGCCCUGGAGGGUAAGAGCUCUGUGUUUGUCAGUUACUGUCUGACCACUAGGGAGCGCUCUAAUAACACAUUCUCUACCACUGUACAGGAGUCAUCAAACCUUCUUAGCCGAGUGGAUAGUGGCAUUGGCCUUAAGAUCAGUUUACUCUCCCUGAAUCCUAACCGUAACCAUUAGAGGGGGCAACACAAACUGGUCUUAGAUCAGUGUCUAGAGGCGACUACUCCGGAUGAGGCCACUUCAUCCAGGCUCAUGUUCUAAAACCAGUGAGGCUUAAACCCAUAAACAAAGCAAAUCAUCCUAGUAUUCAGUGGCAGUCAUUUCAGUAAUGACCAAAUUACUGUAUUGGCUCUUUUGUCAGUCAUAGUACUAAUGUCAAAUCAAUUAGUGGGAGUAAUAAUAAAUAUAUGUAGGCCUCCAUUGAUGACUCUCUUCCCUGUGGUAUGGUGUGAUGCAUGUUGGGCUGUGUAGUCAUAGUUACCAUCACUAACUGUAGUUUAGUAGAUUAUAGUACACCACAAUCUGCCUCCUCUCUGGACCGUGGCAUGCGUGUGUGUGUUUGUCUACUUGUCUGUUUUGGGUUGUCCAAUUCAUCACACGUCAUUCACAACCAUGUUCAGAGAUUGAAUGCUCUCAUAUUGUGAAUCGAGCUACAGGAAUUCUGGCAAAUACUGUCAUCUAGUGUUCACUUUGUAAACUACAUGAUUAAUCUAUAAAUUGCUGGCGGCUAGUGGUUACAGAAACAAAACCAUUUUAGCUUUACGCCACCUCGUGGUUCCAGUGAAUAGGAUAGAUGGGACACUUCUGGUUGUGCACUCAUCAAAAAUCAAGUCAGACAAAAUUACCUAGCUUAUUUUCUCUAGAACACCGACACUCAAUUGGGUCCCAUUAGAUCAGCAUAAUCACACAUUUUAUCAUCAUAGAUUCACCGUAGAAUCACUCAAAUUAUUUGAAGGAGAUAGAUUCACUUCCCUCACUAUGUUGUAUGUGGACCAACUCAUCCUCAUCUAUGUGGUGUGUAGAUCCAGCCUCAGGAGAUCAGCCCUCCCCCCACGGCCAACUUGGACCGCUCCAACGACAAGGUGUAUGAGAAUGUGACGGGUCUGGUCAAGGCUGUUAUAGAGAUGUCCAGUAAGAUCCAGCCAGCCCCUCCAGAGGAGUACGUCCCUAUGGUCAAGGUAAGGCUAUAAUAAUAAUAUAUGCCAUUUAGCAGACUCGUUCAUCCAAAGUGACUUAGUCAUUCGUGGAUACAUUUGUUACAUAAUGGUGGUCCCGGGAAUCAAACCCACUGUCCUGCUUUUGCAAGCGCCAUGCCCUACAAACUGAGCUAGAGAGGACAUGAAUGAACGAUGAAGGACAAAGUUUAUUGUUGAAUCAUCGUCAUCGUGAUUAUUAAUGUUGUAUGUUGGUGAUCAUUCCUCAAGAGGAUAUUAUUUCACCUGUCGAGGGACACUGAUUUCUAAGCCAUUGCAUCUUUAUUUUAUAUUAGUGAUAUCCUGGUUCUUUUUUUACCACAGGAGGUGGGACUAGCUUUGAGAACCCUAUUGGCCACAGUGGACGAGACCAUACCAGUGUUACCAGCAAGCACACACAGAGAGGUGAUAACUCUUCAUUACAAAUCAAGAUAUUGCCUCUGACUGUUGUCCUAUUUAUUGUGUCUGAGGACAAAAUAAGUUAUGUCUUGCCUCAAAAAACAUCUAACACUGAAAGCCAGUUGUCUAUUGUGUUUUCUUUAACUCCUGUCUUUCUCUUCAUCUGCAGAUUGAGAUGGCCCAGAAGCUCUUGAACUCUGACCUGGCCGAGCUGAUCAACAAGAUGAAGCUGGCCCAGCAGUACGUCCUCACCAGCCUGCAGCAGGACUACAAGAAACAGAUGCUGACGGCCGCACAUGCCCUGGCAGUGGAUGCCAAGAACCUGCUAGACGUCAUCGACCAGGCCCGGCUCAAGAUGAUCCAUGCCCAGUCCCGGGGAUCACACUAGCCCCCUCCGGCUCCUAGCUCCCUGGGCAUGGAAGACCUCCGAGGGGAGGGAGAGGGAUAUAACAGAGUGGAAGGGAGUCUGGUGCUGUGGAAAUAGGGCUGGUUGGUUUCAGCUCCCAUAGCAAUCAUAGACCGCACAAUGUCACAAGUCAAGACUGCUCAGUUCACACCUCGAUCAGAGCUCCUGAUACUGCAGGACAGAGACAGUGGUCACUCGACCUGAUCGCACCCUUCCAUCCCCUUCCUAAAAACUUUUUAUAGACUUCUGUUUUGUCUGUCGCUGCACUCCAGGAUCCUUGGAUGUUUUGAGAUCAGUUACAUACAAACUCUUGUUUUAUUAGAUUUGGCUGCGUCUCGUUUGUGCUAAUGUUUUUUUUAUCCAGAGAUGAAUUUCAGCUUACGUCAGACGUCUUCUUCUUCCAGGUGGCUAAUAAUUAUCACAGAUGUGGAAAUAUAAUAAAAAUCUAACUGGAACAUCUGAACCAUUGAAGAACUACAAGCUAUCUAUAUAUGGCAAUGGUUAUCAUUGUGUUUCUGAGAUCAAUGGUUGGGAUGUCUGUGUUAAACACUUACCUUCCCUGUCCUACAGUAUCACAGCAUAUAAUGCUCUUCCCAACACUCUCGACUAGAAUGAUAUAUUUUGGCAUCCUCUUACAUAGACUCAGGCACCUCUGGACAGUGAAUAAUAAAAUAUAAAAAAAAUAUUUCUUUAUCAAACAUGUCACAUGCCACUUUAAGUUAACAGUAAAUAUACAAAUCAAUAUAUUUUUCUGCAUUUCUGGGAUUGAAAUGUUACGAGGGGCUUAUUUUUUGUCAUAAGGGGGAGGCGCAUUUAAAUUCCAGUGAAGAUGAACUAUCAUGUGCCAAAUGAUUUGAAUCAUCCAAUAGUUUGGCAGUUCUAUGGUAAAAAACACUGUCCCAUUGCUAGCCAUUCCCUUAUCACUGAAACAGUUUUUGUAUAUUUAAACCAGGUGCUCUAUUCAAUCUGUAUCAAUAAAGCGUUAAGAUUGCAGAAUAGUAAAGGUAUUUUCAGAUUGAGCUGACAUAUGCAGUGUUUACUAUGAAUGCAGCCUGUGCUAACAUUGACUUUAAAUUUCAAUUUAACGUCAUUUAGCAGACACUUACCCAGAGCGACUUGCCAGCUGCCGCCCCAGUAACGCUGAACUUCCGCAAUACGGAUUGAAUAGAGCCCCAAGUUAAACCUUUCUGCUUCUUUACCUGGGUCGUAUUCAAUAGGGCACACGUAGCAAAACAUUCUGCAACGGAAAACAAGCUUAUUCGACAACUUCAGGUAGUCCCGUUCGUCAAGUCUUUCAUUUGACCCAGCUUUACAGAUUCUGCCUCUCCAGACUGUUAGGCUUUAAUGUCCCUACCAUGUGUACAAUCUCAUCAAACCGCUCGUUUUGGGUAUAACUUAUUCUCAGGAAGAAUAACCUGUACAGUUCCUUAAACUAAUAAAAUGUAUCGUUCUGUCUUCAGAAGUGUUUGUUUUCCUUGUGUGCUGUAAAAUAAAAUGGGUGAUAUCGUGCCAUACUUUCAGACAGGUGUAGAUGACUUCAGGGCAAACCAUUCCUCACAGGGGAUUCAGUUUGGUACAAUAAGUGCAUCAUGGGAUUAAAGGUGCUCAAAGGAAACUACAAAUAUUGCCAGUUCAGUUUCUUUGAUUU
Messenger RNA from Coregonus sp. 'balchen', 69517 nucleotides. Lineage: Eukaryota; Metazoa; Chordata; Actinopteri; Salmoniformes; Salmonidae. The record is from the annotation of a GenBank genome assembly.